AGAAAAGAUGGAACGCGAGUAGCCGCCGUGACCUUUGGGACGGAUGUGAAAGUUGAAUUUAACUUAGGAGAUGCUAAAGUCGACACAAUGGAAAAAGCAAUCAAAGCCAUUGAUGAGAUAAUCUACAUCGGGGGGGCUACAGCGUCGGCACUUGCGUUACAAGAGGUCAGAGAUGUCGUGGUGCCGCUAGCUCGUCCCGACAGUCACCGCGUGUUGAUGUUCAUCACAGACGGAAUGUCUAACAUAGGGGGUCCACCUAAAAAGUUAGCGAAGUAUCUUCGUGAACAAGAAAACUUUGAGAUCUAUGCAAUAGGUAAAGUAGCUUGGCAGCGAUUUAAAACAGUGUUACUAGAAGAUUUUGAGAACGUCAAGCGUAUAAAACUUCCUAACGGACACUCUUGGGAAGAUUUUUUACUCGAUCCUUAUUUUGACUUAAACAUAAACGCUCAUUCCCUGAAAUGGGACGCAAACACUUUGGAAGAGUGCACUUUCCACUUCUGUAUAUAAUGUCUGUGUUUUUGUUUUAAUUUGCUUCUAACUCUUAUCAAUGGGUUUUCCAUUUUACCUUCAGAUUUGUUGUUGACGUUGUUCGCUAGUUUGAUGUUUCCAGCUAUUGUCUCCUCUUGUCCCAUGUAAUUGCACAGUACUACAGUUGCUACUUCCUGUUGCAAUGAUCAUUUUUGUUAGGGGUCCUCAUUUCUGAAGUUGAGCUACAAUCUAAAAGGGGGAAACAUCGCUGAGCAAGGCAUGGAGCGCUAUCCCCAAACGACGCCGAGUAUUUUAAAACAUGGUUUUUUAUUUCAUAACGAUUAUUUUUUCAAGAAUUGUUUUAAACUUCAUCAGUAUUUUACAUUUUUCGCACAAUCACUUAACAUAUUGCCCCUUUAGGAGUUGGAAAGAAAGUUCGUAUCCGCGAACUGAUGGAUAUAGCCUCACCUGAAGCGGGCGAUAAUCAUGUGAUCCAUGUCAAAGACUACGACAAUCUUCAGAAAGCCAUCAAGAGAGCGACUUACGUCAAGAUCGGUAUGUCGUAAAUUGGUAAAAUCAGCUUAAACCCCAUUGCUUAUGAUUUCUCUUAUAUUUUGCUGUCGAUUAUGAAUUGAGACUCUUUUAUUCGAAAUGGUUUCAUUUCAGGGGAGACAUACUAGAACAGUUGAGUGUUAAUUAGCAGCUAGAUCGACCGGCCUAUUCCACAAAGUAUCACGAUAAAAUACAGAAUAGAAACUAAAUGAAAAGAGGGAAUAAAAGUGAAUUGCAAUAAACUGGUCUUCUUUAAAGUGAUCAUGACUUUAUGUAUGUUUCUUGCUCACAGACUAUACACCCUGUGGUGUAAGUCCUGUUGACCUGAGAGCGAGAAUGGUCGGGGGCACGAAUUCAAAAAGAGGCUGGUGGCCCUGGCAGAUUGGACUGCGCAGGGCCAACUCAAAAGGUAAUUUGAAUGGAAAAUUUGCGUUUCUAGCUCAUUCAUUGAAUGCUGUUUAUACGAGGAAAGCAUGACUAACAUUUUCUUUCCAUCAUUCGGCAAAUCAUUCACAUAAUGCACAUGACUGUCUCUCGCCUUUCCGUACAUCUAAGGAGGUUCGGAAAGCCGCAAAACUCCAGACAUAAAAAUAAUCUUUAAAAUCUCUCUUCAUACCCACGAUAUCAACGAACGAUUCUCAUUCAACUGUUAUUUUUUGUUUGUUUGUCUGUUUUUUUUUUAACGUUACUAUGUUCCCAAAAAUACAAACUAGCUCCAUUUUUCUGUAUGCAAUCCCUAUACAACCCACAGUUCCUCUAUUUGCUCUGACGAGGGGCCGAGCUCGAAAAGUUACUUAAAAUGCACUUGUCAAAAGCCUGAACUUUUUUCGGGCAUAAUUUUCCAUGAGUAGUUCUUUUUAACAAGAAAUUAUUGGUAGAGAUUAAUAAUUAUUGUUUUUUUAUCUGUUUACUUUCUCUUUUUUUUUGAAGGGGAACUUGUGCUUAUCUGUGGUGGUGCUCUGAUUUCUCGUCGCUGGGUUCUGACGGCUGCACAUUGUUUUUACCACAGAGAUUUUCGAGGGGCUCGUGUUCUCAACGAUUUGUCCAAUACGUAAGCACUGACUCCAAUAAUCCUCUUUACGUUUGAAGUCUAAAGAAACAUUUUAUAUCUACGGAUAUAAUGUUUUUCAUUGUUGUACUUGAAAGUUCACAUUUAAAGGCAGAGAAAAUUCGGCCAAAAAAAAAAAGGUUUCGAGUUUCUGAAAUCAUUCACAGGGCUUAACUCUUGAAAACUCCCAAAACCAGUCUUUCCUUAGUAGGUGAAGCAAACCUGGCUUAUUUUCUCUACGACUAUUACUCUUUAUCUCGCAGGUACCGCGUGACAGUGGGUGACCACCACUUGGGGAGGGUUGAAAAAUCUCAGAUUGACGUGGAAGUGAUGAAGAUAUUUGUUCAUCAAGAUUAUGAUGAUGGGAAAAUCACAAAUGACAUUGCUCUGGUCAAACUCGACAAGGACGUGGAACUUGGCCCCUUUGUACGGACAUUGUGUAUUCCGGACAAGGAUAAAGGAGAUUUGGCAAUCGUUAAAAAGUACGGCAUAGCAACAGGAUGGGGUGUAACGCAAGCCUUGAAACCCUUACAAGUCCCCAAAGAACACAAACGCUACUCAGACCGUCUUCAAUACUCAGCCUUCGCAAUUCAAAGCGACCAGCUGUGCGCUAACAAAUCAGCGGGAUACUUUUUUAACUCCACAGUGACGUUUUGUGCCGGGGAUGGAAAGGGAGGAAAUGACACUUGCAAAGGUGACAGUGGAGGAGCUUUCGUCCGUGAGGCAAAAAGAGGAGACGACUUCCGUUGGGUGGCUACUGGGCUGAUCAGCUGUGGAGAGGGCUGCGCACAAAAGGAUAAGUAUGGAUACUAUACCAGGGUGUACUCAUUUAUUGACUGGAUAAAGAAAACUAUGGAAGACAACUCAUAGGAAAAUGACUAAACUUAUUCAAUACAUGUUGGAGUAUCUUUUUACUGAUUAGUAGUGCCAAGAGUGUCUGUUCUCCUGUGAAAAUCGUUGCUUUACUAUUCUCAAAGUUACCUUGAUGUCUGAUUGGGGUUUUUUUUGCCUAGAAAGGCCGUGCUUUUGUAGAUUAAUGUGCAGAUUGAUAGUUUAGCUUUUUCCUUUUUUUUUCGUUUUGUAGUCAAAUAAAAUCGCCGAUGAACUUAAGAUGGUUUCUUUCAUCCUUUCUUAAAGUAGAUGUAAUCAUGACAGAAUCAAAUAGACAUCUUUAAAGGAGGAUAUUUAAGUCCUUUUCCUUUGGGGUCAUUACUGCCUGAGCUGUCUCUGCUUUACCUCUGAUUUAAAGUGGCCAUUUACCGAAUGGAACAUUUGUAUAUCGCGAUGGGUCAACUCCUUUGCCACAAGUCUUCGACAGGCGAUAACUGAAGAUAAUUUCGUAUCAAAAUUUGUCACCUUCGGUUUCGUCAGAAAGGAAUUUUGUUUCAAGAUCAUCGAUUAGAUAGGACGUUUCCGCGUCGUUACUUAUGAAGCAUGAGAGAGUAACAUGCUGCUGGUACGUUUUCGCGUAUUCUCGUUAGUGCAUUUCGAAUACCAUUAUCAUUCCAACAAGUUGAUAUUGUUCAGUCGUUCCUUUUGUCAAAACAUGCUGUUUUGCAAUAUGACCAUGGGUAUCCAUACCGCGGGAAUUUCGAUUUCUCUGUUUCUGUCUACAUAGUUUUAAUGACGUUUUGUGUCAAUAGCUCCCAACAACCUGAGCGUGUAACGAUAAGGGCCUGUGUUUACGAUUAGUAACUUAGCUUGGUUUCAAAAACAAAGAACAUCUCCCUAUUAAGAAGGUGAUCUGAAACCACUAGGUGCAUAGAUAUUAGCAAAUCGUUUCCCCUUUCAUAUUGUUUCACUCAGUUCUUAUAUCACUGUCCUUUUUUCUCCGAGUUAUACUUUGCUGCGUUCGCAUGGAAUCCUACAGUAAGGGCCGCCCUCCUGUGAGCUGAGCAUUCAUUAUUUUUUCGCCGGUUGCUGUGAUACCUAUGAAACCUAUGAUAACUAUGUGGAAACAUUUUUCUCUCAAAAGUAUGAUUUGCUUCAGUUUUCUUCCACCAUUUGUUUGCAGCCAUUCAGAGAGUCCUUCGUUAAUAGGGAACUUUUCUCGUUCAGACCAAAUUUUUUUUCCUAAAUCAGUGUUGUUGUUGAAAGUGCAAAUUAAUGAACAAGUUUGGUUUGGGUGCACCACUCUUAACCCAUUAAAGUGCCUGUGAUACGAAAUUUUUUUUUUUUGCGUAAAUAUUUAGCUUAUCAUAUGUACCAACCAAUUCCGGUAGAAAAAAAAUUUCAAAAAACUUAAAAAUCGGUUUUUUCGUGCCCUAAUGUACUCUUAUUUUGUUGUAAAAGUGUCUCCUGGACUGGUAAUGAAUUAGCGGGUGAUGACGUAGAAAACUGUGAAACUCUCUGUUCACACCUACAAAUCUCUCGCAUCUCUCGUAAUUUUGUAUCAGUCAGCGUUGAAAUACUCUCAAAUAAUGUCCGAUGGCGAUGUAUACCUACCUUCAGCAAGCUCUACCGAGAGUUGUGAUACAUCAUACUCGAGUAGUAGAGAAGAAAUGGUAGUUGCUAGUACGGUUCAGCCCUACGAAGGAGAACUGCGUGCAUCAAACGAGGAUUUCGACUAAGACUGACAAAGACGGUUUCUCGCUUGCGGUGUUUUGGUUAAGAUUAGAACAAAAAAUUCCCGUUACUGAAUGUUAUUCUGAUGCGUUUUUGUUUUGCUUUCUAAUGCGAAAUCUAUGGGUAGCUGUGUUCGUUUCUAUUGCUUUAACAUUUCAUUCCUUCGCAUUGUGUGCGGCGAAGGUUCCCCUCAGUCAGUGCUCUAGAGUUUCGUUGCUGUAGAGAAUUUCCCUUGGUAAACCAAAUGCUAAUUUUUGACGAAAGAAUCAGCUGUACGAGGCACGAUGAUUUUUCAGUGAGAAGUCAUCGGGCAGUUUCGAAAGGAAUAUUUCGUACGCAUUCACUACCAUCUAAUUCAAUAAAUUUGUGUUUCUUUAUUAUCUCGUUGUAGUGCUGUUAUCACAAUGAUAUUGUUACUGUUGCUACUUUUAGUUUCUUGAGGGCAUGGAGGGAUUGAUGGCUCGUAGGAUGGAUUUUCGGAAACUUAAGUUAGGAGAACACACGGCUCCUUGGAGCUUGUGUAUAUGCCAGUAUCGGCCUCCAGAGGGUUCCCACUGUUCACGCAACAGGACACCGGUAAGCUCAGUAAAGGGUUUGAACUUCAUUACAAAUGAUGUAUUUCUGUCAUCAAAAUUCGAUGGAAAUUAAAAUUGGUAGGAUUUUCAUACAAUAAGAAAAGCGCAAAUGUGGUCAUGUGGAAAGACAAGGAGUGCGAAUACAUCUCAAGCGCAUAAAAUGAACAACAAUAAGGAGCUCACCAUCCUUAGCUUGCAAAAUGUCAGCCGAAAAGAAUGUUGAACAAUUGUGUUCGGUGUGGGAAUAGACCCCUAAUCAGUAUUAUUUUCAGCUGAAUUCACUGGUUACCCUGAUUUGACUAGUGAUAUGAGUUUGUAACAGCCGUCUUAGAAGCCGGUACGGAGCAUGAGACCAAUGAUCAUUGAAGAGUAAAAUAUCCUCGAUGUCGACGAUUGAAACGCGUCCAUUUGGGCCAUACAGCUACAUCCUUUGGAACGUAGUGUAUGGAAAUACCCGGCAUAUGUAUAUUAUUCUUGUAGCUAACAUCAUUUGGCGCUCCGGCCACGAAAUACGUUAUUCGUCAUUUUUUCUAAAUUUCCUUUCUCCACCAUAUAUAGUUGCCGGCGUGUCUUCGCAGUUUUCUAUGUCACAGGUAUGUAACAUGAUCGUUUUGGCCGCGCGCUUAAUGGGGACACUUUUUGGCCCCCAAAUCGUACUUUCAAUGCACAAAAAAAUGGUCAAGGAGAACCGCUGGGCGCUAAGGUCGAUUAUUUCUAACUUUAAAACUACCAUCAAUGCGAUCCCUUAUUAAAGAAGCUUGAUUGUCAAAUAAAUUCUCCUUACCAAAACCUUAGAAAAUGUAUAGAGAUCAGUAUAGAGAAUAUGCAUAUUGAUGUUAGUGUGUAAAGGGUUAGUCCAACCUUAACACACCAUUUGCGUCCACAAAUAGAUACAAAAAAAGAAAUCUUGAUGCUUCGGAAACACGUUUUAAAUGAUUUUUAUUACGCACGUAAAAUAUCAUAGAUACAUCGACUUGUUCUGAUGGCUAAAAACAUAUUCGGUUUAAAUUUGAUUACAAUUUGUUGUCCUGUGUUAAUUGACUGGUAGUCCCAGCAGAAUAUGAAUACGCAUAAAAAUUGAAAAAGUUGAGGAUGGAGGUUCGACAUGUUCUUUUACUAUGAUUACAAUAAUUGCACUAGUUGUAAAUUUAAAAAAAUAAGCACCCCCGUUAACUUAGCAUGUCCUAGGUUUAUCUCUUUUCUUAGAAUACUAUACUUUACGUUAUACAAUUUAUUAGAAGUCGGUGGAAAGGGAGAUUUUCUUCAGAACGGUCUAACAUCCCCCCCUUAGGGACCGGUCACUCUUUAUGGCCUAAAGGGGGGGCGAAGGGGAGAGGCUGUAGAAUUUUGGUUGAGUCAUAACGAAAUUUACCUUCCUUCUUUCUAUACACAAUUAAGAAACGACAAAUGUAUAAGUGUCGGCUGAACUGUAGCUGGUACAAAAAUUUCAACAAGCGCCAUACCGACACGCGUGUGUUCAUGUUAACAGGAAACUAUUUACAUCCUCUGCCACUGUCACUUACGGAUAAGUUCCACCGAAUGUAAAUGCAAUUAUCUCCUUAUAAGGCACGCUCAGUAAUAUUUUAAGAUGGCUCCUCGUAGGCAGUUAAUUAGCAAUCAAUUUUCUAGAGUUCCUCCUUUAUAUUAUGAUGGUGACGACUGAUCUCCCCUCCGUUCCCCCCCUCCCCCCGAAAACCAUGUGUUCCCUUCAAAAUUCUUCACCCCAGGCGAUGACAAAUAACUGUUCGUAUUUUAGGUCAUCACAUGAUUUUCACACAGUUCUUUUCUAAAGACUCGCACGUUCUCUAACUUGCUCUGCCAUUCUUCACCGUCAGUUUCAAUAGCACAUUGAAUUGAACUACAUACUCGUUUUAUUUUUCCCUCUCUUAAGUUCCCUCUCGGAUCUUCCCCAACUACUGCAGUUCCUUCAGGUAUUUCGUCCAAGUUUGGCUUCUCAUCAAGAAGUACUUCAUCCUUGCUUUUGUAUAAAUAUUUGUCUCCAUAAAGAACUUCCCACAGCGAAUGGAGUGCGAUAGAAACGAAACGCCCUUUUAAAUAACUCUUUCCUUCCCUGAAGAGGACUGCGGAGCCUGACAUAAUGCAACCUAAGAGUGAUAAAUACAUAGUACAUGAUUCGAAAUAACGACUCAUACAAAUAUUUACUGUAUGCAAAUGGGAGAUACUGAAGCUGAGCCAGUAGUUCCUAGUACCCUGAGAGCUUUCUUAUCAGAGGAUAUCAUACGUCACACAACAAUCGAUGCUGUUAGGCUUCGAUGAAAGGGUGCAUGGUUUCUACAUUAAUUCAAAUACGCUCUAUUUCAAAAUAGUAUGGAUGCUGAUCUAGAUAGAGAGAACAAGAAUAUCAAGUUAUCUAGGAUAUAAAUUCUUACCUCGAAAAACUGCAGACUUACAACCAAACACUCUUGGAGUUCUUGACAUUGAAAAGUUAUAACCCUUUCGAAAAAUAAGCCAAAUUUGCAAAGACUGAGUGAUAACUGGUCGAGAAAGUUUCAAUUUUUCCUCUUCCUCACCGACACGUGGCUGAAACAAAAUCAAAUUUUAUUUGUAAAAGAAAAUUGUGACUAUGCUUUUCGAAAUCAAUUUUUCAUGUGUCGCUGAAUCAAUCUUUAUUCCAGUUCUCAAAACUGGUGCGACAUUGGAUGCAAGCAGUUUGUGUCUAAGAAUCAGAAAUUAGACAGAAACAGCAACUCCGUCUCUUUCUAUGGUCAGCGGUUGAAUCAAAGUUUAUAUUUCGAUGCCUUAUCAAAGAAGCCAAUAUGACUCAUAACCAAGGGAAACCAACAAUGAUGAUGUGAAUAUAAUCAUUGAAAUUAGGAUCUGUAAGCAAUUUGUUACCUUAAAAUGAUUAAUUUGUACCAAUUUGUUGGAAAUACGUGCUCUUAUUUGAAUCUGUUCAUAGUCACUUCUGAUAUCCUCCAGGUGGACACUUGCCGCUGUAAUAACGUUUCCCUUUCUGAGGUGUAUCUCAAUUGAAAGAGUAUUCAGUGUACUGUGUAUGGAUCCAAUGGAGCGCCUGUGGAUAUCCAGGGCCUCGUUGCACUCUAAACGUGGAAAAAAAAUGUAUGGUAUCACGGCACCUUUAAAUUUGACCGUAUGAGUUUCCAGCGCGCAGGUGCAGUUUCAAUUAAGUCAAUGACUAUCAACAGGGAUAAACUAAUCUAUCUUAUUUUUCAUAACGCUGGUGGAGGACGGAGAGUGGAGGAAGGGGUGGUUGAACCAGCAAUUUUUCCCAGCUCUAUCUACCGAAAACAGAUCUACCGGUGUCUAUACCAGAUCAUGCAAGACAUUCUUGAACUGAAUCAGCCUUUUCUCUGGUCAGCAUAAUCAUGUUGUUCGAUUACGUGCGACCGCAAAAUCGUAUGUUUGUUUCAAAUACUAUUGUUUUUGUUACAAAUAAAUAAAAAACCAAACAACAUGAACAUCAAGGGGCUAAAAAUCUUAGACAGCAACGAUAGAAACACAGCUGUUUAUUAUCGAGCCACCGAUGUUCUAAAUAUUUACUUUUUUUUUAUUCCCCUGUAACAGGGUCGAAAUUUUUUACCAUUCUAUUAAAAGAUUGGUCAAAUUUUUCAAUGGUCAAAGAUAGAGCAAAAAAACAAUGAACGAGCUAAGAAUGGGAUUCCGAGCGUGAACUAAGCAAGUUUCUCUUCUCGUUGCUCUGACAUGUAUAUAUCAACAAUGUCUUAAACAAAGAACUGUUCCUCCACUCCAGCGCUAGUAUAGUCGAUCGCUUUACGUUUACUGAUACUUCAACUAUCAGCAUUGAUACUUACUGAUACUUCAACUAUUCGCAUCGUUCGAUGAAAAAAAUAGAAAACAGUUCUUACUUAGCAAGCACUUGAAAUUCACUGCUGUCCAAGUGUUCCCAUUGCAUUUUAUUAUUGGUAGCCCAGUGAGGUACAAGCCUUGUUUACAACCAAAGACAACCACGCUGCCAUUUUUGUGGUUUCCUCGCUGUGCAGGAUAAAUGAUGGUCGAACCGUAAGGAGAAAUUGGAGGCUGACAUGAAGAUCCUUCAAAAUAAGGUCAACACAAAUGACGCAAUAGUAUAUAAGGCCAGGUGAUUCAUCAUGGCGCGUCACGGGCAGAAAAACUAUUGAUGUGCCCCACAUAAUAUACCAUAAUGACGUGUGCCUGUAAUGAAAUUAGAGCCCUCUCUAACAUGUUGUGGCCAUGGAGUGCAUGGAGUGCCUGCCAUUCUGGUAACUUUAUAUUUUUCUCAACCAGAAACAUGAGGUCUCUCAGCGUCGCAAACAGACGUAAUUAACUGGGUUAGUAUGGCAACCGUAGCGUGAGGCAUUUAUCAAUUAAAGAAAAUAUAUUUUUUAAUUAUUUCAAACGUUGAAAAGUCGCCGCAUUUGCAACAUGAGUUAAUUGCGUAGUAUUACAUUGUGUCUCAACGCCCUAGAUUCACGUAUGAUUUAUAUUUAACUCUCAGAAGUCAUAAACUUGUAACUUCUCCCUGCAUCGGCCGUUUUAGAGCAUACCCACGAUACCGGACACCGCCCGCUGAGCGAACCUGAUCCAAAGAUCCACCAAACACAGUCGUGGAAUUCCAUCCAGUCCCAGCUGAGCACAACAGUUUAUGGGUGGAGCAUACUCAAUUGACCUUAUCGUCUGAAGAAGAUUAGCAGUGUGCUGUUGAAACGUCGUAAUCUUCAUCUGCAGUGUCCGCAUUGUGAGGCAAAUGAUUAUACUUUUCUUUCGAAAUGUCUACUCGUUAUCCAGCAAACAGGUUGUGAGAAUGCUCAAGCUAAUCUGGUAGAAGAUGAUAUCUUGAUCAAACACCAAAUUCUUGAAACUCAAUUACACGGAAAUGUUUUCUUUCGUUUGUAACCACCCGCGUAAAGUACACUAUAUUUGCUACUCCGUUUGUACGCUGAAUUUUGCCAUAUUUCGAGUGCUAAAUAAACAAAUCGCUGUUUACAUUUUCAAAUCAUUUCUCGGAUUUCUUCGACAAUUUUUACAAACAGAUAUGGCAAAAUUCAGCGUACAAACGGAGUAGCAAAUAUAGUGAACUUUACUCGGGUGGUUACAAACGAAAGAAAGUUUUGUUGGAGAUAAAAUAUAGUUGCAAAGAUACUCCAAGGGAUGAAAAACAACGUAUAAAAAAAUUAAUCUAAGAUAAAUUUUCGUUGUCUUGUACGAGCGUUGUGAAAAUGCACUAAAAGCCAGAUAUAAAUUAUGCAAAUUUGGUACGCUUUGGCCGAUUUCGAACUUUCUUAUUUUUUGCCAAAAUAAAAACUCGCUGGAACUUUUGAAAAUUAUUUUUGAAAACAGUUCACCAAAAGGGUAUUUUGGAGCAAAUAAAAAAAAAAAAGUUGAAUUGUUGCUUCUGUCGCCGGACUCUUGAAAAUUACUGACAACCUCUCUUAAAGGGUUUAUGGGUGCAGACAGUGCACUUUGAAGGCUCUUUUUAAUUUAUGUCUGGAGCUUUUCAUUUCUCUCAAACCCGCGACAAAGCAACAUUUUCCAAGCUUGAAGGAUCGUGAAACAUUCGCAAUUUUUUUUGAGGGUUCGUGAUACAUACAUCUUAUAUAAUACUAGCACUAACUUGCUAGCUUUUAAAAGAUGUUUUAAGUAAAUUUCACAUUUCCUCUCGAACUUGAGAGUAUAAAAAGAAGGGUAUGUUAGAUCAGCCCCCUUGAUACAAUCCGGUAAACCAAAGAACAAAAAUCAAAUAUAAGAAGCUAAUUAUAUAAAACUCUAAGAACCUCAUUAUAUUCUUUCCACUUUCCAUUUUCCAGAAACCUGACUUCAUAUUUUGUCGCCCAUGCCCGAUCAGAAGAACUUCCUUGGGUUAUUAUUUCAGUAAUAAUCUUUGGUUCUUCCAGCUGGAUUUGUACAUAUGGCAAUUUGUCACAUAGCGCAGAGCACCAGGCCUUUGAGCCGUCCAAACGUGCAAAGUGAGGGGAGUUGUCUGUACUUUUUGAAGAUGAUGCUGUAAUUCUCUCGUUUGCAAUUCGUUUAUUUUGCAUUCCAAGCUCAUCGCUGCAACUCUCUGCAAAAAAAGGUCGAUGAAUAAAAGAAUUUGGCUCGACUCUGGUUUGUUGUAGUCAGUAGCUGAGGAACACUUUUCAAUUUAACGUUCUCCAACAUAAACGCUGCGUGUAUCUUUUACCUCAGCUAUUUUCCCAUCUUCUUGCAAUCAGCGCAUGCUUUGGUCGUUAAGAAAUUAGAAAUGCAGAAAUUUUAGCUGAGGAAGGGGGGAAUAGUAAAAUAUAAUAUUAUGAGAAAGGUUUUUAAAUUUAAUAGGGCCACUGAGUUAAUGAUUUACAUUGAGGGAGACAUUGGUGGAGACUUGGUGUACAAAAAUAGCUUCAUGAUAUCAUCCCAGUAUCUCUUCAUAAAGGCCGCAUAAUGCAUUAUACAAAUUAAAGGGAAUGUGACGAGACUUUGCAGCAAAGUGCUUUGACCAUCGUUAGAAAAAAUGACUUUCACGCAAAUGUUUCCGACUGAAAAGGGGAGAUAAUAUCCAGGAUGACUGACUUUCUACACCAUGUAAAAUAGGAGUUUGGUUCCUUUACAAGAAUACCGUAUUCGGUCACCGUCGGUGGAAGUUUUGAAUAGGUAUGUCAUUUAAAGCGAGUGUAUUUCGUUAUUAGCUCGCAUUGAGUUUUUUUAGCGUGCGUAAACUUCUCUGAAAUGUUCUUAUUUUGAUAAUCUCGCUAAUGUCAGACUAGGCAGUAAUGUGAGCCGAAAAUCUUAAUCGUGUUCAACUGUUGGCGCAACUACCAUAAAAGCUCAUAACUUCGCUUUUCGUGUCAACCGAUUUUUAAUCCGUGUUCAUCGCAAGCUUAUUAUAUACUUAACAUAAAAUAAAGCUUUUUUAAGAGUAAAGUUUAAGUCGUUACAUAGUAAAACAAGCCGCCUUUUUUGUUGCCCCGCUACUUACCAUUAGAUCCGAAAUAGGAUAAAACCACUAAAUAGUAAACAAUACAAGCAGCACAGUAAAUAGUUUGAACCCGGGGGUGACAUGUAAUAGUGUAGUUUGAUUACUUGACACUGUUACGACUAUUGCCGACAAACGAGCCAACAAAGCAACUGAACGUGCCCGUACUGGACAUCAACAGAAACUGACACGACUUCUAAGCAACAAAGAACAGCGACGAAGUAAACCGGACGACAACUAGGUAAGGAAUAUCUCUUCCCGUCUCUUAGACAAGAAUGAAACUCGCGUACUGUCAUACGGACUGAAACACUCAGUUACACCGAAACGAACACCGACCAAGGCUAUUGUGUCUACUGUUGAGGCGGCUCUGGCUCGGUAACGAGAGCUAUCUGAGUCUAGUAAGGAUAACAUCGGAAGUAGAAUUGCUUCCACUAUACAAUCAGCGUCACUACAUGGCAGCAAAUUGACUAAAGCCGAACAACAUCCUCUUAAACGACUGAAAAACGACGAGGACAUAGUUAUUCUACCAGCCGACAAACAACGAGUUGCUGUUGUCAUGGACAAGACUGCCUAUCACAACAAAAUAGACGCACCAGUUAACGACAAACAAACCUACAAAGAGCUCAAACGUGACCCAACUCCUACGCUUCAACGCAAACUCAGCAUCACAUUACUGACGCUCAAGAAGACAAACGCCAUUGACACCCAACGCUACUACCGACUAAGGUGCUCAGUACGACAGCCACCGAAACUUUACGGUCUGACGAAACUACACAAACCUCAGUGGUUUCCCAAUGCGACCUACUGUUUCUUUCUGUGGUUUUCCGACAUACCAACUGUCCAAGUACCUGACGACAAUACUACAACCGCUCACCGACAAAUCCAGACGUAACCUACAAUCCACCGAGGACUUCAUUAACGCCUCUAAGACUGUAGAGAUACCUGACGACUACGAGCAGAAAUUGUAGCAGAAGUUGUGAUGCAGAACAUUAAAGAAAGCGCCCUUUCGACUUGCCGUCAAACAAUACCGCUCUGGUUACGCUGCGUUGACGAUACUUUCACCGCCGUACGACACGACUGAAUUGACGCAUUCCACCACCACCCUUGACAAAUCAUCCUACAACCCGACAUCACACAAAGCCACAUCUCUCAGGACUCUUACGCGACGAGCGCAACUAGUAUGUAACACGACAGACAGCUUAUCCGACGAGAACAAGUACCUUGAAAACAACUACAACGAAGACUUCAUCCAAUGUAACACUCACCGACCUGCUACUACAACCGAAGCUAACGACAACGCAACUCCUUCGACUACAGCAACUAUACCGUACACAAAGGGCAUAUCUGAGAAAAUCUCGCACAUCCUACAACCAUUCAAUAACUGCGUCGCUCACAAACCUUAUACCAUACUACGUCAAUUACUGACUAACGUCAAAGACAAAGACGACCCGAGAAACAGAAAGGGAGAAGUGUAUAAGAUCAGUUGCUCCGACUGCCGCGCCUCCUACAUCGGUGAGACCGGCAAAAACCUCACAACUAGAUUGACUGAGCACAAACGAGCGAAGAGGAAACGCGAUGUCAACAAUCACAUUGCUGAAUAUCACCGACUUACGAACCACACUAUUGACUGGGACUCUGCGCAAUGCCUAACCUACAGCACCAACUACUUUCAACGAAUAACCCUGGAAAGCUGGUUUACCAACUUGGAACAGACUCAGCAGGUAUCAACCACUACCGGCACCAUACAAAAGACUCAUCUACGACAUUAACAUUACAAACGAACCGAACAGAACGACAUAACUUCACUAGCGGAUCGAGACCGACCGACCUAAGCUACUUGAGUCUUACAGCCAAUAACAUCACGGCAAAACUGACCAUUCGACUGACAACAACUAUUCACUUGAAUCUGAAGAUGACUUCCGCUCAGGUUGUCAAAACGUCAGUCACCACUACCGACAACAGUCCUUCUCAGGACUACACUCACCCGGUCGAUCAAACUACACUAUUACAAUACAAACAGCAUACAAAUUCAUUUCCUUUAACUUUCUCGUAAAUGAGUUAAUCUAUUUCGUAAGGCACUCAUGGAGUAAAAUAUGUCGUCUUCACUAAAACGAUUCGCAUUGAAUGAGGAACUUGGAUGUGGGCAUUAUUUUGAUCCACUGUAACAUUUACUCCCUCUGAAGCUGAACAUUUAAAACUAGUCAGAUGCUAACCUUCAGUGCGUUUGUCUGAAAACUUGCCGAAAUUUACUCAUUUAUUAUAACGACUUCCCUUAAUCCUUUUGCUCCACAGGCGUGCAAAGCUGGAUUAGACACGUCCGAGUAAAAGAUACACAAAACUUACACUCAUCAAGGAAAACCGGUAACUGCUUUUAUGAACUGAAUUUUUGCCAAUUAAAAUGGGGUUAUACAAUGAACUAAGUAAACCAUGCAAAGUCGAGGUCGAGGUCAGGAAAAUCAAACACGUACAGAAACACAUCUGGCUAUCUCGCAAAAAGGAGUAGGAGUCGUAAUCCAAACAAUUAUUUAUAGGGAUUUAAAGGUAGCGACUUCAUAAAAUAGGCUGUAAAAAGGUUCCAAACAGGUUUGCUGUUUUGGGGGAUCCAAGAGUUUCAAACGAUUGCCAUACGGAAUGGCUCCGAGGAAGUUUCUGCGAGAUGCCUGAGUGCUUUAUUUUGACUUGGUGAGAAUCGACUGAACGCCAUCGCUUUUCGAGACAAUUUCAAUUUAUUUAGAUGAAAAGAAUGCUGAAAGCCGACAUAUGACAUCCUCUUUCGUUUUGAUAGAACCGGAUUGUUUAUCUUCCAGACUGAGUGCUAAGGGAAGCUUAUUGAGAAUAACGGAUAUGAGAGGUCACUUUUAUUUAGAUACAUGUUUAAUCGAGAAUUUGUCCCUCGUACCCGCUUUGUCAAAAGCUGGUAUGAUGCAGUCGUUAUUUUGUCGUAUUCACCAUAUGUGACGAUCACAAACGAAAAUGUAAAGGACGCUGAAACCAUCCCACACGUUUCAUGAGGAAGCCCGUAAAAUUUAAUCUUCUUACUGAAAUAGGUUGCUCAAAUUGAGAUAAGGAUGUGGAAAGACAGCCUUUUAAAUGCAAUAUACUUCAAGUUCCUUUCACAUUGUAAUUGAACAAAAGAAUAUUAAUCUCAAAGGGGCAGCAUCUCCAGCAGCGUUCAGUGUCACGAAUUCUUACCAUUUGGCUUAUAUCAAUUUGACUGAUUCACAUCGAAAAGCAAAUUCGUCUCUUACAGUAUGUAAUUUAAUACGCCGUACUGUUUACCUUUAUCAAGAGAAGGAAAACAAACAAGCGAUUCAGUGAAAUACCCACUUCCUGCAUUUCUACCCGUAAAUAAUAAGAUACAACGACUUCUCUUCUCAGAGAGUUAACAAGAUACCAACUGGUUAAUUUAGCUUCCUAGUUUGCUUUGUAAUUUCUCGUCCGAUUUCAUUGUUAAAUUCAAACAUGAUGUAGUAUGUUUCAAACCUUAUAUAAUUGAAUUAUUUAAUGAGCUUACAGAACAAAAUGUUUCCAAAAUUGUUCACCACUCAUUUGCACUUUAUUCUGCCGAUUGAUUUAACAAUAUAUUUAAGUUUAAAACACGUGCUCCUAUCGGUGUAUGCUUCUGUUCUAAUCUACUGAUUAAAAGAGUCCCAUGGUACUUACUAUUCAUAGAACAACCAGACGACGUUCCUACACGGUAUCCGCGGGUUUCAGUGUGGUGAAAGACAAAUAUGGAACCAGAAACACAUCCCUUAAGCCCUUUGCCAAAAACUAUGUUUGGUGGCGACUGAAACGGUCGUCUUAAGAAUGCCGCGCGAAACCUUACUGGAGGAACUUUGUCUACACGGUAUGAAACACGAGAAAAGAUGACGCCGAUCCAAAGAAAGUGCCUCUUGCCAUCGCAGACUUCUCCUUUUAAUGACACAGAAUGGUUCUUACCGUAAAAGGUACUGUAUGACAUUCGAAUAGGGCCUAUGCCGGGAAGCGCGAUAUGCAAGAAAUGAUUGGUGUCCUCACUCGUUAUCUCCACCAAUUGCCCCCUGCAAGUUUCAGUGGAGAAUCUUAGUUGAAUCUGAAAGCCCUUUGGUCUACGGUAAACUGGUAAUCGUUGAGUUUUCUUGCUGCCAUAGUAUUGGAAGAUGCCCUCCAAAUCUGAAAAAUAAAUACAAUUCAUUGCAGCCGAGUGUUUCUGAAACGACAGUUUUGUUCUAUCUUACGAGAGUAGGAAGGUAAAUAGGUGAUACCUUUGAGUAUCAACUCAAAGAGCAUAAAGUGAACCAGUCAUUUUGACUGUAAGCAUUCACAUUUUAAUACUAAGAUGGCAAAUGAUCCCAGGCAAAAUGGGAUUUAAGUAAACAAUCGCUUCAACAAAUUCUCCGUUAUGAACUUCUGUUGCCUCAUUGCAAUGCCAUUGAGUCACAAGCAAGAAACCCGCAGGACAUUCUUGUAUCCAAUUUCCAAAAUCUCGACAAUUUGAGCCCUUUUAUAAACUAUUUGAUUUGAAAACAUAUAUUUCUUGGCCAGAGGAACCUUUGACAUGAAAAAGAUGAAGUAACUCGUUUUGAAGUUCUCCCUAAUUUCUUCCUGGAAUAGUUGGAAACGAAAAAUUGUUUAUUUUUUGAUUUUCUUACUGCAGUUUAGCUCGGCAGUUGAGCAUGCGCAUAAGUGCGCAUGCUCAAAGUGUAUUGGCCACUGGCCAAAAACACCACAACUCCUCCCCACCAACUAGUGCAUGCAAUGUGGUAAUUAUUAAGGAUCUGAAACGUUAAAUCAAACACAACAUGCCCGUUUAAAUAAGCACAGACUUAAUGUCACUUCAAAGUUCAUAAAUCCAGCCUAGCUGGGGGCUUCCGCACUCGGACCGGAUAUCGCCUAACAAGAACAGGUUCAGGAACAGGCCCACUCAAAUUUGAUGGACUGCUGGCUGUACUCAGCCACUGGACUUGGUGUUGGAACAUCAGCCUCCAUUUUGCUGGCUUAUGGCUGUUCACUGGCUUCAGAUACUGGGUCCCUUCGACUCUCAACCUGGAUUGGAAGUUCUGAGGUCUGGGUAACACGGUUGCUGCUUGGUGUCACUGGAAUUCUGUUACCCCUCAGUUAGGCCAUACUAAGCCAGGUUUGACUUCGUAAGAAAGGGGGCCAAGUGGUGUUCGAUGAUGUCAGGUACCCACUUUGUACUACCAGUGUAAUUUCGUGCUAUCACUGUCUGACCGAUGGAGAAUUCUCUGAUUAUAGCGCCACUCUUCGUGACGGUUUGGUCGAUCUGAAGGUUGCUUAUCUUCAAGUGGAGAUCUGGUUUCAGCAAGUCCAUUCGAAUGCGUAAUCAUCUACCCAAAGUAGCUGAGAUGACGCUUCUCCAGUGGUUGAUUGGGGGUAUUUCUGUAAGCUAGUAAGAACGUUGCCAGCUUAAUAUUCAGAGGUUUUACUUCCGUUUCACUUUCCAUGGCUGAUUUGAAACUCUGCACACAGCGCUCGGCUAGACUAUUGCUGGCAGGAUGGUAUGGUGCAGAUGUCAGAUGUUUGAUUCCAUUUCUCUUGAGGAACAUAUGAAACUCUUCAGAUUUAAACUGUGGCCCAUUGUCACUCACUAACUGGGAUGGCACACCAUAGCUAGCAAAUAAGCUCUGUAGUUUCUCAAUGGUUUUCGUUGAGGUCGUGGUGUCCAUUUUUUCCAUUUCCAACCAUCUAGAAUGGGCAUCCACGACAAUCAACUGAAAACAUGCAGCCGAGGAAAGGUCCGGCAAAAUCAGUAUGGACUCGCUGUCAGGGUGGUGAUGACCAUUUCCAUGGAUUUACAGGUGCGAGCAGGUCUUCGCAGUUUCCUCAAUUUACUUGUCGAUUCCUGGCCACCAUAUGUAGCUUCUCGCUAGAGCCUUCAUCUUCACCACUCCAAGAUGUCCUUUAUGGAGUUCUUCAUACACUUGUGGACGACGUUUUAAGGGUACUAUGACUCUGACUCCCCACAUCCAACAGCCUGAGUGUACUGUUAUCUCAUUCUUGCAAACGUAGAAGGGGUCGAGUACAGGAACAUGGCUGCUUAGCCAUCCUUUAGUCACCAUCUCAUGGACUUGACUCAAGAUAGGGUCUCUUUGGGUUUCUCUUCAGACGUUGUCACCUGUGAUUGGUAUCGGCUCAAAUUGUAUCAUAUUGAAACCAUUCACUGGAUCCACAACUUCUUUUGCUCUCUCUUCAGUUUUAAAUGGUAGCCGGGAAAGGCCAUCUGCAUUGCUAUGCCCUGUAAUGUUCUUGUACUCGAUUUGGUAGUCAUAGCCAGCCAGGAAUAAUGCAUAACGCUGAAGCCUGGAUGCUGUAACCACUAAAAUGCUCUUGUGCGAAUGGAAGAGGAAUGUUAGCGGCUGAUGAUCGGUGUAAAGUGUGAAAGAUCGGUCAAAAAAUACACAUGGAACUUCUUGACCCCUCAGAUUAUUGCCAAAGCAUCUCUGUCAAUUUGCGCGUAUCUUUGUUCAGUUUUUGCGAGUGUCCCGGGAGCAAAAGCAAUGGGUUGCUUAGUCCCAUCAUUCAUAACGUGGGAGAGCAUAGCACCAAUUUCCACAGGGGAUGCAUCAUAAGCAAGCCUUAGUGGCAGACUGGGGUCAUAAAUGUGUUAAUACCUGCUCUGGGGAGGGGAAUGCUGUUUCGCAUUGUUCCGUCCAUUUCUAUUGAUGGUUGUUCUCUAACAACUGGUUUAAAGGAUGUACCACUGUUGACAGGUUGGGCAAGAAUCUGUUGUAGUAAUUGACUAGCCCCAGGAACGACCUCACUUCAGCUAUAUUGUAUGGGCGCGGCGCUUUGAAAAACUACCUCCACCUUUUCUGGUGUCUUGUGGAGACCAUGACAGUCGAUAUGAUGUCCACAGAAGGUUAUCUUCUCGUUGAAAAACUCACAUUUUGUCUUGUUUGCUCUUAACCCAUGAGUCUGCAAGCUACGUAAAACUUCUUUUGGGUUUGCAAGAUGCUCUUCAUCAUUCUUUCCAGUGAUGAUCAUAACAUCGAGGAUACAGCUUAUUCUAGAAGUUCCUUCUAACACUUGAUCAAUGGGGCGCUGCCAAGGUGUUGAUAGUGAGUAUUUCUUUGAAUCUUCUUCCAUCUCUAAUUGAUGGUACGCUUGGCGGAGGUCAAUCUUUAAGAAUUUCUGCCCAACAGCAAGGUUUUCAAAGAUGUCUUCAAUGCAAGGAAGAGGGUACUGCUCUGCUUGUUCUGGAUUCACUGUGACCUUGUAAUCACCACAAAGUCUGACGGAACCAUCUUUCUUGAGGACAGGCACAAUCGGUGUGGCCCAUUCACUCCACUCCACUUUAGUGAGACUACCUUCAUUCUGGAGUCUUCGCAGUUCUACCCCUACCUUUAGCUUUAAUGCAAACGGCAUCGGUCUGGCCAUGAGGAAGCGUGGUUAAGAGUUAACUUCGCUUUAGCUGAUGUAAAGGUGCCCAGUUUAGUUUCAAAAAUAUUUGAGCGCUUGUCUAGCAUAACGUCCAAACACUUGAGGUAUCUCGUGAAGCCUACAGCGACUUGAUAGAACACCAGUUUAAGCGUAUCGUGCGCAGCCAAUCUCUUCCCAAAAGAGCAGGACACUUAUUCUUGACGACAUACAGGUCCAGCAACUCUCUUUGGGUUUGGUAAUCCACGGGUACUUUGAGCACUCCUACUGGCAUAAUGGUUUCCCUAGUGUAGGUUUUCAAGGACAGUCCAGUUUCUUGCAGGGGAAGCGUGUUAAAUUUCUGCUGGUAGAGGUCAAAAGAGAUGAUCGACACAGCCAAACCCGUGUCCAGUUCCAUCUUAAGCGGUUUACCAUUAACAUCCAAAUAAAUCCAGAUAAUAUUAUUGCUCUAUUUCGUCACAUCGUGUACUUCGAAGGUGGCUAACAUGCCUUUAUAAUUAUAAGCAUCAACAUCAACAUCAACCUCAAAAGCAUGUACCGUGGGGGGAUUUGGUUACUUGCUUCGGCUUGCCUUGCUGUUUGGAACAACAAACCCGCUGAAUAUGGCCCUGUUUUUCACAGUGGUGGCAAAUCUAGUUCUUGUAAAAACAACUGUGCAUCUGUCAUAUGUGUGUUUGCACCACAGCGGUACAAUGAGGGUGGUCGCCGGUUUCGCUUGUGUUGGUUUGUUGUGUUCAGUCAACAUGUCAACGCGAGGGACUUGGUCGGAAUUGAGCUCACUGUAUUCUGAAGUAUCGCGCAUGGCAGUUUCCAUUGCUACAGCAAUCUCCACAGCUUUGGAAUACUUAAGUUUGGCUUCUGACAGUAAUCGCUUUUGAAUCUGCAUAUUUUAGAGUCCACAGGCCAGUCUCUCUCGUAGCACUUCGUACAGAUUCCCGCCAAAAUUACAGUGUGUUGCAAGCUUCCUUAGCUCCGUAAGUAAGACAAAAAUGCCUUCUCCUUCAUGUUGGUUUCUCUGGUAGAAACGAAAUCUUUCCGCAAUUUCUAAGGGCUUUGGGCUCAUAUGCUCCUGGAUAGUGGUAACUGUCUGUUGAGUAUAGGUCUUCCCGCCGAUCAAGCUCAACAAAGUUGGCUCUUUAUGGGCAUUAUCGAAGUCGUUCGCUAAGAAAAACUGUUCUACUCGUUCUACAUAGGUUUCCCAGUUCUCUUUUGUGUCAUCAGAACUCUCUAUCUUCCUAAUAGCGGUCGUAAUUUCUUGAAUUUUACCUCGUCGCCACUGUCAUGUCUUUGAUUCAAACGAACAAGUUUUGGGAAUAGUGCAUAAGUCCGCAUGCUUAAAGUGUAUUGGCCGCUGGCCAAAAACACCACGAGAUUAGACAACUUUCAGAAAUUUUCAUCCUGCUGGCAACAAACUGGCAACCGUCAUGAAACUAUUAGGAGGAGUGCAUCAGGCAUUUAGAUCAUGGCCAAAAGAUUCGUCGCUCGUAUUGAGUGGCAAUUGAUCAGAACGUGGUUUCCGCCAGCAGACAAUCAAAGCGCAGAUUCUAAAAUGUAAUCAACCGAAGUCAUUGCAAAGUAGAGGCUUACCACACAUGUGAAUUCAAAAUAACUUCGUUUCUUCUAUGUGAUUCUAGAGAAGAAGAUUUACCACGAAUUGUCAGAACUCGUUAAUAAGCAGAAUUUGACAUACCUCGCGAAGUGUUUAGCUCUGCAUUCAGGAUGCAAGAGAUCAGUACCCACAAGCCUUUUCUUAGGAGAGCGGACCCUACAACACACAUACAGAAGAACAAAACAAGUUUAAAACGACUGCGCUUAUCUUUGAUCAAUUUAACUUGUUGAAAAUAGAUUGACAGGGUCUCCUCUCCAUGAUUUAUUCGUGAUAUUUCCUAAACAUUUUGUCGUUUGACUGCCUAAUGAACAGCGCGCUCCUCGUUGACAAAAUACCGAUUUAUCUAGUAAAGAGACAAUUAAUUUACAUUAAGUGAGACAGGAAACAUGAUAUCGAUUGAUGGAAUCACUGUAUCAUGAUGAUGCGUCCAUAACUCGAAACUGCCCUCUAGUUAUACUCAUCAACACUAUAACACCAUAAGGAAAAGACUAGCGUAACUAUUUAAAUUGUUAUCACGCUCUUUCGAUCCGAAAAUGUGUUUAAAAGAAUAUCAUAUUUACAUGCCGUCUCACGCGACCCUUACGUGAUUUUUAACAAUUAGAGAAAAACAAAUUUAAUAGGCGUAUUUCAUAUUUCUAUCGUUAAGUUGUAAAUUAGCUGCAUGUAGAAUCAGCUGAAUUUGAGCAGAGAAGGAGGGGUUUUUGCGCCAAUUGGCGAUUCAUCAUAUCGCGGUAUUACAAUAAAGUUUAGCGUGCUAAGGUUAUUUUCUUAUACCUCCUGGACGUAACCCGACACCUUUGGCGUAUUAUCACAGCGAGCACACUAUACCACACUCCUAGGUCCUAUUUUCCUAUUCUUCCUCUCUCAAAAAAUACAAAUUCACAUUUAUAUGUACCAGUUUCUUGGCACAUUUUCCUAACAGUUGCUUCUAAAAGUAAGAUGUUUAUCAUGAUCGAACUAAACGAAAAGGCUCCUGAUCUCAUUCGCCUGUGUUAUGUUAGUGCUUGACCGCCAAACAAACAAACAAAACAAAUUCUCAGAUUUCGGGUGUCUACGUCGAGACUCCUCUACAAGACAAAAAAUUCCACACACUAUAACUUAUUCUCCUGAUCGAAAACGGGAAUAUUAAACGCACAAACAUGAUUUAUAAAAAAAGAAAAAAUCCCCUUUGUACUUCAAUAAUUUUGAUCUCUCUUUCGACAUAUGACACGUGUUACUUAACGUCUGUUGACCAAACGUAAUUCUGUCCAUUUGCUAAAAGAACAAGCAUGCUUCUCCUCUUAUGACAUGAUCUUAACACAUUAUUUUGAUAAACGAAACACCCAUGAUAUCACUACUGCAAAGCUAUAUACGACGCUCAUAAGUCAUUUGAAAUCUUUGUAUUGAGAUAACCACAUUGUGGUGUACAAAAUUAAACAAACAAAGUCAUUAUCGCUCUUGAAAUAUACUUCUAGUCCUAGAAGAUGAAAAGUUCUCUUAGACUUACCCAUAUAUUACUACACUGUGGUAGGUGCGCUUAGUCUAUAAUAGGAAACGUCCAAGACGAGUUUUACGAAUGCGACCCAAUGCCGAAAUGGUUUACAUGAACUUGUCGACAGGUCAGGUGUCAAAAGAAAAGAAAAUAUUUAUAACUUGAUGAGCUUCCUGUCUCUUUUUUUUCCGUGUAACGCAGUACUUGCAUGAUACUAUACUCUGGGCGAAUGCGGCAGCUGUUUACAAAGGGAAAGGAUUUAGUUUUAAGGAAUCUGUCAAUUGUACUAAAUAACGUCAUGACGAGCUUUGCCUCGGAAAAAAAUUUUAUGCAAAUUAGCUGGCUGCACAUUCAAUGUGCAGCCAGCUAAUUUGCAUAAGUAAUUCAAGCCAAGGUUCAACGCCUCUUGGUGGCACGAGGUGUUCGCUAAACAUUCCAGAACAUCCGAUAAUCGCUUCAAAAAAUGUAAUUAUGCUCCCCUCGAAUGAAAUGGAAAAAACCGCAACUUCCGAUGAUUACAACUCUAAUCAUUUUCAAGAUGCAACUCUACUUUGUUCACUCAUUUUCCAGAAACAAGAGUCGAGAGAAAUGUCUCAUACAAACUUAACGGGUCUAAUUCGAAAAAACUUAAUGGGCGGUACGCUAAGCUUAUUUUCUCUGUAGAGACAACACAUGUCUUAAAGAAGACAACAGUAAAUCGUUAACACAAGGUCCGCGAAUAUUCCUGACCAAAUGUUUCAGAAACAUAUAACAGGAACAAUUUUUAACACGGAAAACGAAGAAACUCAAAAAUAGCCUAAAAAGCGGCACCGGUAAAGCUGAUUUCACCUCCAUGAUCGAGGACCUAGGCCUACGUAAGGUUAACUCCGACAAACCCUUCUUUAUACAGGUCAUGGUUUUUAACUUUUAAAGUCCAGAAACUGUGUUGAUUAGAUAAUCCAGAGUAUACACAUCGCUUCCAACUGAUGGUCUCCUCGUUCGGUCUUCAAGCUUCGGCGCAAUGCAAUUAUUCUUAUAAUGACCUUCUAUGUGCGAAGGUUUCAGUUUGGAACGGCAUUUUUAGUUUUUCCGAAGACAUCAGUCUUGUCAAAAUCGACUAUAACAGGGGAGAAGCUGGUCUAAAACAUCGUUAUUGCAUUUUAGGUCAUUGGGAACAAAUUCACACGUAUGAAUAUCGUCUUACGCGACUGCCGAGUUAGGAGGGAUAAGAAAAGGUUAAAAAUAACCCUCAGGUAUACGCUACCCAAGAGGGUAUAGGAGAGAUUAAGAAUAACCCUCAGGUAUACACUACCCGAGAGGGUAUGCGAGAGAUUAAAAAUAACCCUCAGGUAUACACAACCCAAGAGGGUAUAGGAGAGAUUAAGAAUAACCCUCUGGUAUACACUACCCAAGAGGGUAUGCAAGAGAUUAAAAAUAUCCCUCAGGUAUACACUACCCAAGAGGGUAUAGGAGAGAUUAAGAAUAACACUCAGGUAUACACUACCCAAUAGGGUAUGCAAGAGAUUAAAAAAAACCUUCAGGUAUGCACUACCCAAGAGGGUAUAGAAGUGAUUAAAAAUAACCCUCAGGUAUACACUACCCAAGAGGGUAUGAAAGAGAUUAAAAAUAACCCUCAGGUAUACACUACCCAGGAGGGUAUAGAAUAGAUUAGAACUAACCCUCAGGUAUACUCUACCCAAGAGGGUAUAGAAGAUAUUAAAAAUAACCCUCAGGUAUACACUACCCAAGAGGGUAUAGCAGAGAUUAAAAAUAACCCUCAGGUAUACUCUACCCAAGAGGGUAUGCAAGAGAUUAAAAUAACCCUCAGGUAUACUCUACCCAAGAGGGUAUAGAAGAUAUUAAAAAUUAAUCCUCAGGUAUACUCUACCCAAGAGGGUAUGUCAGAGAUUAAAGGUAAUCCUCAGGUAUACCUACCCAGGAGGGCACGAAAAAUUGAAUUCACACUAAUUUAUAUCAGGAGACCGCUCUUUGUCUGGACUCUUUCUGUUGACUGUAAGUUGAGGCAUCCACCAUUAACUUAUAUCAUUAUUAUCCUUUACUAGUUCCUGAAUGUCUUUGUCAAGCUCGGAUAGUCUUGACUGACAUCAUUGCAAUUUCCCAUGAUAUUUCGACUAGAGACAUUUCCCGCCUAAAAUGUAUGGUCGAGGGCGAUUUGAUUUACCGCAUAAACUACAAGAUUAUAUUUUGAGACCUUGCGAAUCCAUCUGCUGGAUUUCUCCCUGUUUAAUUAAUCUGGCACAGAGACCAAUUGAAGAUAUAACAUACAUGUUAUUUGGUUACCUAGCGUUGAACGAACAGCCUUUGUUGGCGCGCUUGAGACCUGCUGGCGGGACAGAACGUAUUGUAGUCAUCCCGGAAUCGACGAAACAAUUCGUUCAUUGCAAAAGCUUUCGGCCUGAUUUCACAUUAACUUUUCGUUAGCACAUACCAAGACUUUUUGGGGUCGAGAUUGGAUCCCGUAACUAUAGAAAGCUCAGCCGAUCGAUCGAAGACUUCAGCCUCCACGAUAAGAUCGCGCCAAGUGAUUUUAAUGCCAGAUUUCUUGCGUUUUCGUAAUUGAAACUCGAGCAUAGAUGCAGUAUUUAUAAUUAGGUGAACCUUUAACUUAUAAUCAACAAGUUUAAGUAACCGCACAGACACCUAGCGACCGCAAACGUUGAUGUAAUUCUCUUCACUGAUGACAGAGAUAUAGCGCCUCCGUAGAAUGCAUGCUGCGAACUUUUUUCGGGGCCAAAGCUCCUCAUGAUGAGUAACAUCGACAUCACAAGAAGGAAAGCAUUAAGAAAAGAUGUCGCUACGCUGGAAAGAGCAAAGAGAAAAGCAGCUCCAGGGUGAGACUCAUCCAUCAGAAACAUGGAACUCUAUACCUUCUGACAUUGCGAAUCUUAGUCAGUUGCUUGUUUUAAAACAAGUCUAACAAAUUAUUUUAGAUAGGCUUUAGAUUACUAUUUGGAGAUAAGUCUCAUUAUAAUUGUAUUUUUACAAUAAUUCAGUUAUCAAGAUUAUUCAUGUUAUUUACAUAUUUAUAUUUUUUGAGUUGGUGUGAUGUCAUAUCGGACUUAGUACAGUUAUGAUGUAGAUGUAGAAGGAAAGAGUCACCAUGUUUCAUGGUGGACAGGGUCAAGACAAGAUGAACUUCUUCAUAAUUACUUGGAAUUUCACUUUUCUCCAACUUCUUUCAAAGGUUUAAUAUUUCCCUAUCUCUGAAGUGAAAUUCCUUAACUCUUCCCUGACCUUGAAGAACUUUUGUUUAACUUGACGUGUGGCAAACAUACUUUCUACUGGUCCCACAAAACACUCCUCAAAAAUACACACCAAUGGAAAACGUUACGAUUUCUUAUUACCAGUUCGUCAUACCUAUCGACCAAGAGAGUAUGCACAUUAUUUAAAACAUUUAGUAAAGGAAAUGCGUAAAUGGUCUCACGCGGAUAGACAUGCAAAGAGAGCUUUUCUCUAUUACAACUUAGAAACGAGUUAGCCAAGAUAUAAAUCUGCACUCAACAGAAGACCAAUAUUCGCAGAAUCUUUUAUAUAAAAAAUACAUAUCUACAUGUCUGAUAUUUUAAAAACUUUUUUUCCACGCUAAGGCAAGUUAACGAGGUACAAGGACAUCACAAAAGUAAGCAAUACCAUAAAUGUUCCUAACCUCGCGCUUCCAAGAUAUCGAUUAUUUGUUCUCUCAAUUUUGAAUUAAUUUGACCCAUGUUAUGCAAAUUCCAUGAAAUCCGCCGCAUGCAUCAAAUAGCAAACAAAAUGGCUCAGGACCUCUUUACACGAACCCGGGUUAAAUCAUAAUAAAGAGUCGGCUGAAUAUGAACCUAUAGCUAUGACACGAGCCCAGGCUGCCAAUCUGCACCAGAAUAUGGUUUGAUGGAAACUAAACUUCAACCUCUAUACCAACGAAAAACCUCAUGACAUCGGAUCGGCAUUAAGAAUAGCGGUAGUGUCACUUAUAACUUUAACGCUUAAUUGUCUCCCAUAAACGUGUAAAUUUUAAAAAAUAUUCCGUUGUGCCUAAUUAUCACGAUCGUUUUGGUGAUGCAGUCUUUCAUUAGCUCGUCAAAAACUCCUCGUUCGCUCAAUUCAGAACUAUCUUCUUCAGAUUUAGACCCCAUCACUAUCGGAAUCACUGUAAAAGUCUUGCGAAGUACCUCGGUUAAACGUGUACUUUUGCCUGUCAAAGCAAUCUAUGUAAGACCACCAUCCCCUUGUCCUCCCCACCGAAGAAUCUUUCCGAUCUCCAUGGCAAUCACUCAUUUGGUUGCGCUUGUCUGGGAGAUAGGUACGCACGCGUAGGGUUAUUACUGAUAAGGAACAGAAACACAGACACAAACACAAACACACUGUUUCUGUUGGGUUUGUACUGGACUGUCAAAUGGUACCAGUCCUUGAAACAGAGGGAAGUGAAGGGUCCUUUCCAUAUUUUUAUAGUUUUUCUUGAUCGGCAGACGCUCGGUGAGAUGACUUGCCUUUUGUGGACGUAAUUUCACUCUCUCUCUCUGCUGAGGACUAAAUUCGUCUAUACUUUUUCCUAGAAUGGAGUGAUUGCCUUGACUGACCACACGCUCACCUGUUUUAACGGAUACAAUAUUCAAUGGAGUAGUUAAAGUCUUGUUGAAAGAAUCUGAAAGAACAUUGAAUAAUAAACAAAUACCAACCGACUUGACGUUUUGACGACAUUUUCAAAAUUAUAUUGGGACUAAUCUCUACCACAUAGACAAUACUUCCAUCGACAGAGGAUGCUACAUCAUGAGGAUAGACUAAGGCCUGCAUCAAAGAAAAAAAUAACCUCAAUUGAAUGCUUGUUGUCUCAAAAGGAAGGAAAGGUAAUAAAGAUGGGACUGGCCUCACCACAGGCAGCCGAAGCUCACGUCUCGAGAAAAAGCCAUAGAUUAGUUCAUGAAAGCGUCAUGCGUUGUUAUGAAAGCGUCGAUGUUGUGGGAGGAGCCGUUGAAAAUUUGAACACGUUAUAAGGAAUAGUAUGAGGAACGAAAUAUGGUCGAUUUACAACAAUAAAUAUUUCGUAAUAUGAACAUUUUACACGUAAAAUCAAUAAAACUUACUUAAAUCCUGUGUUUAAUGAACCUGGUCAGGAAGACCUUACCAACAUAAAAACAAAAGUAAUGCUUAAUCCACCGAAAAAGAGCUAAUGGAUCAGAAAAAUCGAAGGAAAAACAAAAUGGCGAGACAAAAAACCGAUAUUACCUGGACCAGAGACGGAUUUUCCCCCCUAUGAACUCAACAGCUUUCCAGUUCCCUAUUGCAAUGAAAAAAAGAAAACAAACACUCAAAUAAUAAACCUAGUAAAAGAAAUAAAAAUAUUAAGAACUAAAAGUUUCAUAAAAUGUGCGUAAAAAGUGAGGUGGAUGUUUUAUUUUAAAUUAUUGUAACGCAAUCUGUAGCUUGAAAGCGGGAUUAUAUCAAGAAACCAUUAGCAGACAUGAUUUUUCAAAAAGAUUCUUCAGCUCAUAGACCUUGUGUGUAGGUGUGGUUUGCCGCGAGUAUGAGGUUUUUCCCUUUUUUUUUCCGACCAGCAUGCAUCCAUAAAGGUAUUGUAACCAACAGCUUUAACUGCUGAAGUACCUAGCAAUAGAAAAAAUUUGCCUCCCUAUUUACUGCAAAUCUCUCUUUUUUAAGUUUGACGUUUAAGCUUGAUUAAGUUUCGGAUGAAACGUGAAAAUUUGAACACAAAUGUAUCACUAAACCUAGCCUCAAUCACAAUAGUUAAAAAUUUUUCCGAUAAGAUGUUUUUUUCAGAAUUAUUUUAAUAUUGUUCAAACCCUACCCAUAUAAUCCAUAUUCAUCGUAGGCUUAAUAUAUACUGAACCUAUAGUAAAGUUGAGAAAGAGUAAAGUUUAGAUCAGUUUACGUAGUAAAACAAGCAACGUUUUCUGUUGCCCCGCUACCUACCAUUAGAUCCAAAAUAGGAUGAAAUCACUAAAAAGUAAACAUUAUAAGCAGCAUACAAAUUCAUUUCCUUCGAAUUUCUCGUAACCAAGUUAAUCUAUUUCGUAAGUCACUCAUGGAGCAAACUAUGUCGUCUUCACUAAAACGAUUCGCAUUGAAUGUGGAACUUGGAUGUGGGCAUCAUUUUGAUCUACUAUAAGAUUUACUUCCUCUGAGGCUGAAUAUUUGAAAAUAGUCAAAGGCUAACCUUCAAUGCAUUUUUCUGAGAACUUGUUAAAAUUUAAUCAUUUAUGAUUACGACUUCCCUUAAUGCUUUUGCCCCACAGACGUGCAAAGCAGGAUUAGACUGGUGCUGUCAACACGUCAACACGUUAGCAAAUGAUCAGAGUAAAAAAAUACACAAAAACCUACACUCAUCGAGGACAACUGGUUACUGUUUUUAUGAGCUGAAUUUUGUCAAUUAAAAUAGGGUUCUACAAUGAGCCAAUUAAACCAUGUGAAGUCGAAGGUCAGGCAAAUCAAAACACUUACAGAAACACGUCUGGCUAUGUGUCUUGCUUUGAGCUCGAUGGUAAAAUUGUGAAUCAAUGCUUUUGAAGUCUGAGUUCGAGCCUUUUACAGAAACCCCUCCCAUUCGUCUAUAAUAUAAAUCCCUAACAACACAUUUUCACUCUCAAUUUAUGAAGCAUUUGAAAGAUAUAUAUAUAGCAUUCGUAGAAUAACAUCUCUGAUUGGCAAGUUUGACUUCACUAGAUCGUGAGAAGGAUCGAUCGCGUUGAAGAGCAAAGGCUUCCAUCUAUGUAGGUAGCAUUUCUUUUUGUAAGUUUACUCGUAACGUGCUCUAACAAUCUAGGCAUAGCUAUGUGAUCGUGAAUUGUUUGGAUCGAUUUUGAAUCUACUUAUUUAUCGUGCAAAAAGACGGCGGAAACAGAAGUGUACGCCUCUGAAAAGUAAUAGACACAUCCUUCCAGUUCAUAGUUAUACCUAAUGGUGUGUUUCCUUUUGAGAAGAUUUUGGUUGUGUGACGAUAAAAAUUAACAAGUUAACAAAUAAAAAUUAAAAAAUAAACAAUAAGCUUCAUAACUUACCGUCGGUGUCGAAUUCGUCUCCGCUGCACAGGAACGCGCUGUUCCAGCAAAAGCGGAUGAUAAUAUCAUUACUAAGAAAUGGCUAUUUAUUUUUUCAAGAUUGGAUACUUUCCAAAAGCGUCAGGUCUUUGUUUGAAAAAGUUUAUUUUAUUUAAAAAUAAUUUAAAAAAUAAGACAGAAAAUGGUAAAAAACAACGAUGAAGAGAGAUAGAGAGACGAGGGGGAUUUCUUGCGCAUUAUUAAAACGCACCGAGAGGUCAUAGACUAUACUGACACUCGCAAAAAGGAGUCGGAGUCUUAAUCCAAGCAAUUAUGGAUAAUUUGAAGGUAGUGACUUGAUAAAAUGGGCUAUAAAAAGGUUCCAAACAGGUGUGCUGUUUUGGGGGAUGGAAUAUUUUCAAAAGAUUGCCAUACGGAACGGCUCCGAGUAAGUUUCUGCGAGAUGCCUAACUGCUUUAUUUUGACUUUGUGAGAAUCGACUGAAGGCCAUUCGAGACAGUUUCAAUUUUUAUUUCUUUACGCGGCAAAAAAAGAAAAGAAAAGAAAGUCACCUUACGAUUUGGAAAUAACUGCCUACAAAUGAUGGUUAGCCUGUGUGUAGUAUCGUCCCGGUUGCGGCAAUAAAAAUCGAUCCACUCGCUACGAUAUCUUACCAAAUCAUGUCUUACAAUUAUACAAUGACUAGCGCAGUUUUAAUCAUUUUUACCAAACACAUUUUAGAGGUCAAUCGAGAAGCUUUUACUUUACAAUGGGUAGAGUAAUUUGUCACCUGAAGUCCUCUGCCCCUUACAGUAAUAAAAAGAGGAAAAAGCUUUGCUCCUUAACAAUGAUUUUAACUUCACUUUAUCAUUAAAAAAAGAAAAAAAAAAUGAAAAAUUUAAGGGAUCUUAUUGUUGCGUACUUUUCAAUGAAGUCUAACCCCACCCCCAUAAGGACGUUAAAACUUUUGAUGUAUUAGUCAAACAUGAACUAUUUAAACAACACUCCUUUGAAUACUCUUACAUUUUCUAAUUUGCUUUGCCACUCUACAAUAGGACAUUGAGUGGAACUGAAAGAUCUUUUUAUGUUUCCUCUCUUCCUAGAAAAAUUAGUGGCAAGAGUCGUCUACUUUCUUCAAAAUAUAUGUAGAAGCUUCGAUCUCGUUGGCGAAUCGAGCUUCCACAAAUCCUCUUUUAACGAUAGCCUACCUUUGGUGCGUCCGUUAAAAGUGAAAGAUAAAUUUUACAAGAUUGUUCAAUACAGUUCAACAUCCGCACAGACAUUUUAUAUAUCAUGUGAAAUUGAACUAUUUACACAAUUCUCCUUUGAAUAAUCGAACGUUUUCUAAUUUGCUCUGCCACUCUUCACCGUUUGUUUCAAUAGGACAGUGAGUGGAACUGCAUGAUCUUUUUAUGUUUCCCCCCUUUACUUUUCCUCGUGAAUCUGUUCCAACGACUGUAGUGCCUUCAGAUAGCUGGUUGACGUUAGGUUUCUCAUCAAGUAUUAGUAUGUCAUCUUUGCUUAAAUAUUUGUAUCGUUUUCCUUCAACGACCUCCCACUUGACGCCCCAGACAGACGCAAAACGCCCCUUACGAUAUGUUCCUCCCUCUUUGAAGAGGACUGCGGAGCCUGGCAUGAUACAACCUAAAAGACAAGAACGCAAAACGUGAGGGGAGACAACAAUAUGAAUAUUUACUGCAUCAAAACUGAGGUGAUUCUCAAGCUGAACUUCGAACAGUUUCUCGUCUAAAGGAUUUAUUUAAUACUUCAUAUAACCAUCAAUGCUGUUCACUGUGAUUUUAGAAGAAAAGACGUUUUAAUUUUCUACAUUUCAGUCAUAACACCGUUCCAUUUUAACUCCUAGAUGCUUAUCCAAAAAGGGCUUUGGAGAGAGAACUCAAAGAUACAAUUCAUCGAUGAACUAAGUGAUCUAACCUCGAUGUACUGCGUCACAUCCAUAUAACGUCGGUGUUAAACAACUAGAGAUUCUUCGUCUGGUGAAAAGCAGAACUUGCACAAACCGAGUAAUAACCGGUUGAGGAAAUUUCAAUGCUUCCACUCCUUCAUUGAAAUGUGGCUGUAGGUAUGAAAAUCUGAUGUUAUAAUCGUGUAAGCGAAUAUGACUAUGCUAUACUUGAAUAUCAAAUUUUAAUAUUCUACUUUAUCACUCUCCCACAGUCUAGAGCAGAAAAAUACGGGGAAAAAGAGGAAAAGUUGUUUCUACCUUGAAAGGUUUGCCAAAGUUUACCCAUUUGUUGGAAAGAAGUGCUUUUAUUUGAAUCUGUUGAACAUUUCCUUUAUCUUGUCCCAGCUGGAUACUUGCCGCCGUAAUAGUAUUUUCCUUUGGGAGCAUUAUCUCUAAAGAAGUCAUCCUUUUUCCGAUUGAACAGUAGAUAUUUCUCCUGUUGAUCCCGUGAAGUGGACUAUCAGGGUAAGAGCAGGAUGCUAAAAAUGCAAAAUACAAAAAAAUGAAAAUAAUAGCAAUCGUCUAAAAUCAUACUGUAUGAGCGAGAGUGAAAACAGCUUACGAGCUAAAUAGUUGCACUAAGAGAGUUUCUUCUCCCUGACCUGCUUGACCGAGCGCUUGAGUUUCAUGGUCGUAGAGUGAUCGGAUAUCAUCAAGCUUAUCGUUGUGAACUUGUGAACUGACCUUUCGCGGUCGUAAAAACAUUACAAAUUUGGCCGAUGUUGAUCCGCAUUUCUUGGUAUGUUCAUGUGAGUAAGUACAAACACUAAGGUAUUUUAAGUGAGGUCUUAUAUGCUUAAAUUAAAAAGCGAGAGAACUUUUUUUUUAAUUGUAUCAAAACAUAACAAUCGAUAUCUCGAUCGAUAAUAAAUAGGGUGGGGGCUACAACACUCAUUUUUUAGCCGAAGGCAUCAUGACCAAAUGGACCGUGUUCCCGAAAAGUUGUACUUUUGCAAUGGAAACUAAUGAGAAAUUAUGGAAGUGUACGACCAUCAAGUGCUAACUUGUUACGAAAUGGGGAAAUCUUUUCGAGCUUAUUUAUGUUUCUUUUCAACAUUACGAAAGCGUGUGAUAUUGUUCUAAGGCCUUUGGAUGCUCAAAUAUUUAAUCACAAGAGAGAGAUUUACCUAAACACUUUGGAACAUCUCCAUCCCACGUCUUGUUCCUUUGGCAACAAAGGGAUGAUUUGCCAUUCAAGGUGUAGCCUUUAUCACACUGGAAUUCUACUAUUCCUCUGAAAGCAAAGUUUUUAACGACAUUUGUUUGCCUUCCAUGUGUUGGUGUUCCUGGAUCUCCGCACGAAAUUACUAGGAAAAAUGGCCAUAUACAUAACUUAUCAAAGACCAAAUAACAAAACCCGUAAUCAUAUCUACAGGGUUAUUCAUUUACUAAUCUAAGAUAUUGAUGAGAAACGAAAUGGUUUAAUAAAUAAAAAUCUAAGAUAAACUCUUGACAUCGUCGCUUGACGAAGAUUAGCCGUGUAGAAGUCAAAACGACGCGGUAAAUACGAUUGAUAGCCUGACUCCACUUUGCGAGGCGAACAAUUACACGUUCAUUUAUCUAUAGAACCGUAAUGCACAACAGCAUCUUCCAUUCCUUCCACAUCUUACCUUUGCACUGGGGCAUCUUGUGACUCCACUUUCCAUCCAAACAUUGAAUGGUUUUUUCCCCGACAUGCUCAAAGUCACCAUCACAUUGAAAUUUUAUGAAUUUCCCAUGCGUAAAGUCAUCUCCUAUUCUUAUUCCAUUCCCUGGUUCACCAGGGUCUAAACAUGGAGCUGAAAGAUAAAUUCCGUGUAAAUGUAAGCAUUUGGAUCCGUUUGUCGUGUAAUUUAUUUAAUAAAUGAGAAAAUAAGCUCAGAGAGAAUACUAGGGAAAAUGGAUCAAAUGGCUGAUGUCCAUACAAUCUGAAAACUAUUCGAUUGUACUGUCGAGUUAAUCAAUAUAUAAAUAUCACUUAUUACGUAUAAGUUUAGAUGCCAAAGCUAUUUUUACUUUUCAAUUUCUAUUUUUUCCCCUUACGUUUGUUUUGAUAAUUACUUGUUGCUUUGUUUUUGUUGUUGUUGUUUUGUUUAAUUUGAUAGCAUUUGAUAAUUUUUCAGCUCCGAAGUUGGCACCAAUAAUAGCAACCCCCUCCCCUCCUUCCUUGCGCCAUUAUAACACAACGACGUUCAAUAGGCCAUCUUACAGUUGUUUACUUAGUUGACAAGCCUUUGAUUUGGAGAGAGGCUGAAGGUGACCAUGUUGCGAUAGAGACCAAUAUCUAGUUAGCAAAACUAAAUAUAACAAAGCAAUUUACAUUUGAAAAACAGCAAGGUUUGUAUCAUAACAAGUUCAACCUUAGCCUCACUUCUAUUCAAAGGCUUGGCAGGCAAUCAGGCAACUGUAAAAUGGACUAUUACGAUUCUUUAGCGACAAUUUUACUCACCAAGGCAACUUGGGGCAGAUGAACUCCACUCUUUUGUUUCCCCACAGGUUAUUAUUUUGGAUCCUUCCAAAGUGUAAUUCACCUCACAAGCGAAUUCCACCGAGCUACCAUAAUUAAAACCAUUUGUAAUACUAACUUGUUUCACAUUCGCUGGGGUAUCUGGAUUCCCACAGUUUAUAACUGUAAAAAAAAUUUCAAAUGUGAAAUUCCUUCAGGAAUACAAGGGCGUAUAAAAUUUAGGAUCACUUUAUCACAUAUCUAUUAAGACGAUGUAAUUUUCAAUUUGUUUGCAACACAAACGUUCACGUGAUAAUGAGAUUAAAUGGCCAAUAACGAAAUGGCACGGUCUGUGACAUUUUGAAUACCGCAGGCUUUCAUAAAACACACUAAGUUUGAACAACAGCGAGACAAAAGUGCGCGAAGGAUGUAGGUUGGGCCUUUGCAAAUUGAAUCAUUCUCUUUUGAAAAUAGGUGUAAUGUUAAAGUUAGUUUGUAAAAGAAUAGUACUUACUUUGGCAUGAAGGUUCCACUCCGCUCCACUGUUCAUCGUUUUGACAAACUCGAGUCUCUGAGCCAAUCAGCUCGUAGCUUUUCUCCUUACACCGAUAUUUCACGUAACCGCCAAAUCGCGUGUGACCGGUUUCCGAAACUAUUAAAACUUUAUGUGGAGUUGACAACCUGCCGCAAUCAAUUGCUUUAAGGGACAAAAAUAAUAUGGAGAUAAUUAUAAAGCAACAGCAAACUUAGCUCCAAUUUGUUCGCUCGUCCAUCACUUUGAGGACUGACCAUAAUAAAACUUUUAAGUUGUUUAAAGGAAGGGGAGUGGGGACUUUGGAUAACAGGUAACACGAAUUUUCACGAGAGAUUCGUCCCCAAAGAAAUCUAUGGCAUGAAUGUUACUUGUCGUUUGCAAGAUACCUUUAUUUCUGGGGAGCUCGCUGAGUCCCUAAUUUGUAUUUUCACGCUCUUUCCCCUUUCUCCGAGAGCUUUCCAUUUGCUUAGUAAAACAGCAUCUAAUGAAACACUAAGUAGCAUCAUUUCUUACGUUUACAGGUUGGCGCACGUCCACUCCAUGUUUGAUUCGCCUGACAUUGGCGAUACUUGUCUCCAACCAACUUGAAGCCGGGGUUACAUUCAAAAUAAACCUUACUACGGAACGUAAAAACGUGUGAUUUAAUGUUGCCAUGGAGAGGGAUUUGUGGCCUGCCACAACUUUUAGCUGUGAACACAAAGGAAAUAAAACUACCAUUAAUCGAUCAAAAAAAACACAAUAUUUACCACUGAGAAAGAUACGAUGAAUAGCUCAGUUUUAGCCCUUUUCAGUAAAACUUAUCCAUCGACUUAAUGUUUUGCCUGAAAUAUUGACGUAACAACGAUGUCUUUACCAUCACGACUAAAGUGAAGAGAGCCUUAGCAGCCUGUGUGUAUGAGGCGUGCCUGUGUGUAUGAGGUUCAUUGGCGUCGAAACAUCCUCUGACGGAUAAUAGCCGGUUCCAUUUUCUUUAUCAUUGCACAAGCCCUCUAUCGGAGAGUCGAGCUAAAAACUAGGGCGCUUCGUAUUCUGUUGCACAUCGCGAGUGCGUGAAUGCAAAUUUUUCAUAGGCAGGCUUUAAGGACUUGUUAAAACUACUAAUCAAAAUUUUUAACCAUCAAGCUAUUAUGUUACGCAAGACAUGUCUGGAUAAAAUUUCAGCAAGGUAAAAUACUCUGGUCCGCCGCUAGUCCAGUUGGCACACGUGAAAGCAGAACUAAACAAUUUUUUCCUGGUCCAUCUGACCCGUUUUCUUUGGUGGGAGACGAAGAGCUCGAGCGCCGCUGUUAUUCACAUUGCUUCGACUCGUAUCAUGGUUGCCAUCACUUGAGAAAUACUCCUUCCAUCGAAGGUAUCGAAGCUACCGCCAAAAUUUGAAAAUGUUUUUUCGAAUUUUGGAUUCGCGAAAAAUUGGAAUGCAUUUGAAUUUGCUCCGCCAGCGCGUCCCUGCUCUUACUUAAAUAAGAAGAGGAGCACAAUGGAAGACCACCAAAAGGAUCUCGCUUUUUUCGGAUCAGAACAAUUUACAAUUCAUGGAAAACGUUGUCGUGAGUUUACAUUCAUUUUUGUAAACCACUUUCUCGGAAAAUGCAACAGAACCGCGCAAGAGUGUGGCUAGAAAACUUUUUCAGGACCAGCUCGCGUAAACCACACGUCAGUUUUAUCAUAGUUUCACACAGGAUUGUGUGAGGGAGGUGAAACAGGUCACAUGAUAAUAGAAAAAAAACAUACCGAUGCACUUGAAUUCUCUUUUCAGCCACGUCGUAUAGUUACACUCCAUAAUCGGCGAUCCCGUCAAAAGAUGACCUUCAUGACAGGCCAGAUAAAGGGUUGUACCGUGUGUGUAUCUCACUUGAUCCGUUCUUGGAUAUAUGAUACGUGAAUUACUUGGAAUGGAGGGUUUUACACAUGGCAUAACUGGAAAAAAACAAAGAGCAAUGUUCAUAAACAACUAUUAAGUUAAAACCUAGAACCUACCUUUGUGACUGAGUAAUCUAGCCAGGUAUUUUAUUUGCCCCCUUUCAUGUACGUGAGCCAUGUGUUAUAUUGCUUCACUGAUAUAAAAGAUAUAUUAGAGCCUAUUUUGGGGUUAUUUUUGUUUGAUAUUACAAUCAUUUAGAAUGGUGUGAUAAAAUACGCAUAGACAGAACCAAUGUAAGUGUGGCAACUAAAACUCAUGCUUUGAUCCUAAUUAUCUGUUUUAAAAGAAAAUGGUUAAGAUUCUUCCUGUAGCCAUUUUCUCAUGGUAAAAAUUUAUGGAUGAAAGAUUGACUUUAAGUUAUGCAACUAUAUAUGUGUUCCGCACUUCUUGUUAAAUGAUAAAAUUACAAUUAUAGUUAAUCUACAAUAUCGUAAGGGUUUUCUGUAUUGGUGUUAGAAAGAAAAGGAAUGGAAAUAUUAUAUUAAUUUAAGUCAUUUAAUGUAAAUUAUAAAAAGGGCAGGUUGAUUACUUCGUACUCCUUCUUGGUGGUCUUAUCUUAGAGGUCGAGUUUGAUCACGUUCUUCUUGUGAGUUUGGCCACGUUCUUCUUGUGAGUUUGGCCACGUUCUCCUAGUGAGUUUAAUCACGUUUUCUUCGUUGUGAUCGUGAGGUCGACAUGGAACUCGCGAUAAGCCAUGUUCUUAAAUAAGUUAAUUUGUUAGUCCAGGAAGAGCAAAUCUCCCUGGUAAUAGGUCGCGUUCGACACCUUCGUGUUCCCAGAGGUAAUUUAAAGGAAAACAGGUGAUACCCCUCAUGUUUCGCAACAAGAAGCAAUUUGGGGGCGGUACUUGUGAGCGCCUUUCUUCUUUAACUCUUAUGACCUAGAUGUUGUUAUGUAACAAUCUUUAAAGGUGAUUUUCUCUUAAGAUACACUUUCAGGUAUAAGUAAUACUCUACACCAAGGUUAUUUGUGAUUUUUAUAUUGUCGAUCUCGUUUCUGUUCUGGCCGAUCUCAACCGUAAAGAUAUGAAAAUUAGGAAAGAAAUUGAUUUUGUAACUGCGUAGACAACCCUAAGGUGCUUACUCAGUAUGUGGGAACUAUAAUACGUAGUCAAGCGUGAUUCGCUAGUUGAGAUGUUACGAUGACGACACAAAAAGAUUGAUGGCUUAGAAAUGUCAUUCACAGUGUCACCUUUCUAAGCGGAGACUCUAGUUUUCCCUGAUAUAUUGAAGCUAGUCCCCAUUGUAACAACUUGAGAAGAAAAGUAAAUAAAGAAGGAUCAACCAAACCACAAACGAGUGUUAGAAAAAUUAAUUCUAACAUUCUUAAAUAAGCACACAGGCGCUAAUCUCAGAUCUUGCCCUCGGUGAGGGGCGCUUAUUGGAAAGAGGGCGCUUAAUCGAGCGGAGCGUGUUAGUUAGCGUGACAAUUGGGCAAAAGUUAAAAGACCAGAUAAUGUGAAUAAAGGAACUCUGCGAACACAUGGAGAAAGAAAGAACUCAAAGUGACCUAAUUGAAUGGAAAGUAUUCUCCUGUACUGAUUCCGACGUAUUUCUCAGUCUUCGCAAUACACAUAGUGACAAAAAAUAUAAAAGAGGAAAUAGAACCAAAAAAAAAAGAAGGUGGAGUUCCUGCAAUUUUUUGAAAAACCCACACGUAUUAAAAGAAUAUGCUACGCACAAUCUAUUAGCUAAGAUACAUUCUUAAAAAUCUUCCCUGGGAUGUCGAGGAAUUACUAACCUUUACAUUGCGGGACAGAAGAGUUCCACCUUCCAUUAAUACAACGAAGACUGCGAUCUCCAACCAACUCAUAGCCAUAUUUGCAGUUAAAAGAAACCACUUGUCCAUGGGAGAAGCGUGUGCCAAACACGUGACCAUUUGGGAGAUUCAUAAUCUUCGUGCAGUUAGCUGAGAAAUAAACAUAGAACAAUGCUUUAGGAAAUGAAAAUCAAAGCUGUUCGGCCCUCAGAUGCAAAUGGCGCAUCAGAAGGAUAAAAGAAAGAAAAUUUAGUGCUGGAGAUUUGGAAUAGGCCAUUUAUAAAGAGGUCAAUUGGUCAGGGAAAAUAAGACAGCUUACCUUUACAAGUUGGAACUUGUGAACUCCAAACGCCCUUGUUGCAUGUUAAUGCUGAAGCCCCAAAUAGAUCAAAGCCUGUAAAACAAGUGAAGUUUGCUUCUGCACCAUGGCUGUUGUCAUUGCCAUGUAGUGUACCGUUAGCUGGACUUUGCAGACGAACACACGACGGCAACUCUGUAGGAGAAAAAUAUCAUAUUCAAUUGACCUCUUAACAUAUUCGUGGUAAAAGAUAAAAAAGGGCUAAAACGCUGCGUUGCAAGCAGUUUUAAUCAGUUUUAUGUCAAGUAGUUGUCAAAGUUUUGAUACAAAUUUUUAAAAUUGCAUCAAAACUUUGACAGCUAAUUAACUUGCAUUAAAAUGCAAGUUUAUUAGCUUUACGAUCGUCUCGAUAACUUAAUAUAAGUUUUACGAUCGUCUCGAUAACUUGAUAUAAGUUUUACGAUCGUUUCAAUGACUUACUUUGACAAUAGGGUAACUUUCCAUUCCAUUGUCCAUCUAUGCACUCCAACCUUGUCUUACCGAUCAGCUGGAAACUUUUAUUAGCACAGCGAAAUUCUAUGGCAGCCUUGCCAACUUGUGGGGUCACAUGAGAUACUUUACCAUUUAAAAUGUUACCCACCUCCGGACAAAACCCUAGAUGAAGCAAUAACAUUUUUAGGUGGAGAAGAUUAAAAAACGAUUAAACUGUCUUCAGUUUUUGUCAUAAAUUGACAAUGAAAAGCUAUCUUGUGUUGAGCAUAAAGCAUUAUAUCUUUUCACUAUUACACAGGUGGUGACAAGUGACAAAAAAUGGGAACCGAACCUCUUUCAUCUUCAUUUUAGAACUCUCUUUGUUUCUGUAGUGAUUAUCUAUGAUAUUUCUAGAGGCUUGGAAAUGAAAAGUUUGACAUGCAACAUUUUUGCACGAAUCAGCGAAUGUUGUUUUGAAAUGCGGAACCACUAAACAAUGCCGAUCUAAAGUUAUAGAACAUUUUUUUUUUAUUCUAAAGAUAAUUUACAUCAUACCAAGACAUCGGAAUUGUGUCUGUGUCCAUUUGUUCCCAUUGCAUGUUAUAAUUGGCAUUCCAUCUAGAUAAAAACCCUGUUUACAGCCAAAGAGGAUUACUUGGCCGUUUUGGUACUUUUCUCGCCGAGUGGGAUGAGUGAUGACUGAGCCAUGAGGAGAGGUUGGUUGAUCACACGCGGAGCCUUAAAAAAAAAUAGACAGCUGACGUCAAGCUUCCGAGACGAACGGCGAGUCAAUGUCACAAUAUCAAUCCCUUUACAACAAAUGACCUGAGUUAAGAAACAAAUAGUUUCCGCCUAAUAAUGGUAAAUUAUUUGCAAAGAAAGGCUAAUUUAAUGACCCUGAAGUGUAUAACGUUAAGUCCUAACAUUUCUUGAACAAUCUUGGGGUUUCCUGAUUUGUUGGGCAUGCGCCUUUCCAUAUGUGUUAUAAUUCUCUUUGAAUUAUCUUGUAAAUAUUGGAUGCGUAGAUAUCAAAUGGCUCAACCGGAACAGACAGAGCUGCCCUUGAGAAUCUGGCUAAUGAUGCUUACCCUUAUGCCUAUCUCAUGGUCACUUAUCCUUAACUUGUCAUGAAUAUGGAUAGUCUUGUUUCACUUUUCGGAAAGUAGGCAGACUCUUAGAAAUGGAGGCAGCGAUGCGGAAAAAAAUAAGCAUCUCUGUCUUUUGUAUGACAAAAUGCUGACGGAUAACACAUGACACCCUCUUCCGCUUAAUUUGAGAGUAACGCGUUGCUUAUUUUUCGGUCUCGGCGCCAAAGAAAGCUUAUUGCCCUUUGCAUAAGGCAAAUAUCUCUUUUCCUCAGUGAGAUGUGAGACACGGAUCCGAAACCAUGUGUGCGACAUCAAAAUUUAUAACUGAUAGCUUUGUCAACUUUUAAAGAUAUUUGAGUAUUGUAGUUUUCGUCAGUCACCAGAUGUGAAGGUCACAAGCAAGGGAAUAUUCAAGAGUCUCAAGACAGAAACUAACAGUGUACAGUUCAUUUCGUUAAGGAAAACCCUGAAAACCCCCUUUCCAUUGGCCUACUCAAGAAUAAGAAUAUGUAAAGGCACGUCAAACUUAAAACUAACUGCACUGCUAUCAAACAUCAGUUCACAUUUGCCGAAUGAGCGGCGUCUCCAGAAGAGUUCAGUGGCACGCGCCCUUGCUUGCUAUAUUAAAAAAAUUUUUACAACUUUUAGAUGAAAACAAAGCUGAAAGCUGACGCAUGACAUCCCCUUUCGUUUUGAGAGAACAGGGUUGUUUAUCUUCCAACUGGAGUGUUAAGGGAAGCUAAUUGAGCAUUACAUGUAUGAGAGGUUACUCACCAUAUGUGACGAUCACAAACGAGAAUAUAAAGGAUGCUGAAACCAACCCCGCACGUUUCAUGAGGAAGCCCGUAAAAUCUAACCUUCUUACUGAAAUAGGUUGCUCAAAUUGAGAUAAGGAUGUGGGAAGACAACCAUUUAUAUGCAAUGUACUUCAACUUCCUUUAAUACUGUAAUCUAAUGUAAGAAUAUUAAUGUCAAAGGGGCAGCAUCUUCAGCAGCGUUAAGUGUCACGAAUCCCUACCAUUUGGCUUGUAUUGAUUUUGACUGAUUUACAUUGAAAAGCAAAUUAGUCUACUACAGUGUGUAAUUGGAAAACAAACAAGCUAUUCAGUGAAAUAGCCACUUCCUGCAUCUUCACCCGUAAAUGAUAAGAUACAAAGACUUCUCAUGACGGACAGCUAACAAGAUACCAACAAGUUAAUUUAGCUUCCCAGCUUGCUUUGUAAUUUGUCGUCCGAUUUCAUUGUUCAAUUCAAACGUGAUGUAGUAUCUUUUGAACUUUAAAUAAUUGAAUUAUUUAAUGAGUUUACAGAACAAUUAAAUUUCCUGAUUGUGACAUACCCUACGAAAAUGUGUUCUUAAAAUCAUGCGAGGGCAAUUGAGUGAGAUUGGGUUAAUCUUUUUCAUUUCCUUAUUUUGGUUGUCGCGUCAUUGGAGAGCCUAAACAUUGCGGAGGCUGAUUUUUUUUGACAGUUUCUACAUACUCGUAUGCCAAUUCCAUGGUUGAAGCCCUGUCACUUUCUUUUCGUGAUCAAAUGUCGAUAUUCUUGUCUUUCUUUGCAGAAAUCAGGCAUAUAAGUCGAAGUGAGAGCGACGAUGCGAAAAAAGACAUUUUUUGUAACGUAAUUUUAAGUUUUUCGUGAAAUGCUUACGGAUGAAACAGGCAAGAUCUUUCGCUUUGAGAGUACAGUUUUGGUUAUUUUCCGGACUCUGCGCAAAAGUUUGCUCCUAUCAAGCGGAAAAGAUUUCUUUUCCUCUAUGAGAUUUUGAGAAAAGGAUUCGAAGCUGUGGGUGUCUUUUUUUUCUUUUUUUUCUUAUGUAUCACUGAUAACUUUGUUAACGUUUAAUGUGAUAUAGGUAUGUUACUGUUCGUACUCAACUGCAUGUGUGACGACCACGAGCAAGAUAACGUUCAACACAGACACUAACAAUGCACGGUUCAUUUCAUUAAGGGAUACCCUGAAACUACCUAUUCCAUUGGUUUGAACAAAAAUAGGGAUGUGUAAAGGCACAUUACCUUUUUCUGUGUGACAAACUCAUACUAAUUACGCUGUAAUUAACAGUACUUUCAAUUUGCCGAAGGAGCAGUGUCUCCGGCAGAGUUCAGUGACACGUGCCUCUGCAUGUUAAGGUAAUAAUUUAAGAAAAAAGAAAAGAAAGCUGAAAAAUAAAGCUUGGCAUAUUGUUUCGUAUGGGGUCUGAGUAUUGCGCUGUAUACCUUCCAGCUUCAGCGCUCAAGGAAGUUUAUUGAGUAUAACAUGUAAGAGAGGAUACUUCUCUUUAGAUAUGAACUUUUAAAAUCGAUAACUUAUUACUUGCACCUUUGUCAAAACUUAUUAUUUUUCGUGCUCAUCGUACGUGAUGAUCACAAACGAGAAUAGAAAGGACGCUGAAACCAACCCUCACAGAUAGGGAUGAUGAAAGACAUGUUUUUCUUUCUGUUUAAAUGCAAUGCCGUUUAACUUCCUUUUGUGUUUUAAUUAAAUAAAAGAAUAUGAAUGUCAAAGGGGUCAGCAUCUCCAUCAGCGUUAUUUGUCACGAAUCUCUACCGUUUGACUUGUCUUGCUUUGACUGAUUUACAUCGUAAGGCAACUUAGUCUUGUAUAGUAGGUAGUCUCGUUUGGUAUGUAAUUCAGUGCAAACGCCAUGUCGUUGACCUCAAGUGAUCGAAAAAAGGAAGCGAAACAGACAAGCGGUCCAGUCAGGCAACCGUUCCUUGCAUUUUCCGCACGCAAAUAACAUGAAACCAACUGGUCGAUAUAGCGCCCGGCUCGCACUGUAAUUAGCUUCUGAUUUCUUUGUUAAAUGUGUAAGUUACGCCGGUAAUCGCAAUUUCAAAACGAAAAUCUCAAUGCCGGUCAUCUUUUGUCUUACUCUCUUUGCUCUUUUUUUAUCUACGGUGACAAGUGUCGCUAAACUUAUUAAACUUGAAGCAUAGAUAAUCAGUUUUACCACCCAAUACACAAUGACUUAUUUUGCAUAUUGUCUUGGUCUCUUGCAAGCUGAAGUAGGACCGGAAGAGACCGAAAAUAAAGUUUUGAAGGCAACUCAUGGUUACCACCGUACGCUGUGUUUACGAUAACGAAAUGUAAUUUGAAGGUAUUACUUCUGCGUUUCAGACGCAAAGGAAUUAAAUAAGAAUCACGCACGAACGUGUCAAAGGAUUUUCUCUUUCAGCACACGCGUUCGGUCAAACGGUAACGUUAUCUUUGUUUUCUUACUUUUGAGCGUUGUUAUUUCUCAGGGUAUAGAGGGCAGGAAAGGAGACGUUAUCUGUCAACGAAGGGUUAUUUUUUAGUGCGGAAUUUGUUUCUACUUGAGCCAAAUCACUGAGGCUGAAACUGUGCUGUUAUUUUCUUUCCAUCGAAAGAUCUGUGUCUUUGGAAGUCAUUCAGCCCCGGCCGUUUAACUUUUUAUCAGAAUUGGGCAAUAUGGUGUUUCAAUCAGACCUACCAAGCCGCAGCACUGUCUUACUUAGUUUUACACUCAACUGUGUAUAUUUUCAACCUCUCCUUAUUUCCUUUAUCAUAAAUAGUUUACCAUCGAAACCAGCAGGAAACCAUACCAGAUGUAACAAUUUUUAUCAAAAACGACAGAGAAAUGAUGGCGCAACUAAGCGCAGAAAAUGUCUUCUCUGCUACAGGAAGAAAAUAACUUCCCUGACUUCUCAUGCGACGUCCUAAAAUCCGACCUCAACAUCCGCUACAACUGGAGCAGCUCAAAUUGAUAGCACGUUCGCACGUUCGGAGUGCGCGCGUGUAGGCUACUUUCCUUAGCAACUAAUUAUUUAUGUUUUUAAAGGCAGCGCUCAGACGUUAAAAAUAAACCGAAAAAUUAACUAGACAAUCUUAACACGUUAGUGCACUGAGCUCUGAAACUUAACUAGAAUUAAACCUAUAAACAAAGCAAGAUGCAGUUUUUGCGAUAUCAGGUAAGAUUUCAAUUUACUGUACAAUGUAACGCAAGUGAAGUUGAAAGGACUAAAUGGGAAAAUUUACGCGCUAGAUUGACCAAUGCAGUGAUUGAUCUUGACAGGGUGUUUCGAUCAUCGUCUUAAGAGGAUUUUUUUUUCUUAAGAGGCCAGAUACGUGAAAAGUAUUUGAACAGGCCUCGCAACUAUCAUCACAUUUUAAAAUUCAAUGAUAAGGAGCGACUAGUGCCACUGCACAGAAUAACAAAGGGCGAAACGUUCUUAUUUUAAAAAUUCAAAUCCGGCUAUUCCUUUUCAAGAUGGGGAAGUUAUGGGUCAAUAAAUAGCAAGCAGUAUCAAACAAUGGAAAUCGAUGAUAAACGAUACUCUAUGCCAACUGUUCGAUUGAAACCGGACAAAUAUCAAAGUUUUAUUCUGUAGUUAUAAGAUCAGAAAUGUUGCUUUCAGUUAUCACGAAGAGUUUCUAACAUUAGAUAACCUUCAACCUUCUCUAUACUAAAAGAGAAGAUUCUUCUUUCGGCGGGCUUAAAUUUAUUACAUUCUGUACCCAGUAAGGACACUCAAAGGAUGUUGGAUUUUAUUAGUCAUAUAAAACGUCUUUAACAUUGGCCAAGGACACUGCUCACAAAGUAACAAUUACAACCAAGUUCUGUCAAAAAAGAUUAGAUCUCCCUUCGUUCGUGUUGCUAUACACUUCCUUUAAGUUAGGCGAGAAAAGACACUUUAGGGGUAGGGCUAGACCUUUUUCAAUUCUCAUCACUCUUACAUUGAAUUAUGCAUUGAUCUUGUAAGGAGAAGUCAUCAUUCAAUAAAGGGUCGAAACCAAAACCCGCUAAAAGGAUGACUUUCAUACUCCAUGCAAUUCACAAUUUAGCUAGUUUGAUAAAAGGAGCUUCGGCUCAGAAGACAAUUCGAAUCAAUCAGAAAUAUGUUCGACAAAUGUUGUUGACUCGAUUAAAACAACUAAAUUUGGUAUUAUCAACUGAGUUGGCUGCCGUAGAGAGUUUCUAAAGCUGAUGUUUCGAGCGCCCGCACUUCUUCAAACUUGCCACAAAGCUGACCUAAAAUUUGCUUUGAUCUUUACUGGAUAUCUACUAAUCUGCUAAGAUAAGACAAAAUUAACUAAAUAGACCGUGCACUUGAGUUUCAAGCAUAUGAUUAGCUAAGAAAUAUUCACUGGGAAAAGAACUGAACCUCUCUCUUUUUUCCUAGAUUCUCUGGUAUGUGUUUUUGACUGCACUGAUGUUGGCCACUCAAAAUGUAAUGAGCCGAAAAAAUAGUAAGUUUUGGCGGAAAUUCACGCGUUUACUCCUUGAAUUCAGAAUUAAUUGACCAUCAGUCAAUGAAGUCGUUUUCUAUUGUGCCAUUCUAUUUUGGGGAUCUCCAUACAAUUUUACUGAGAGGGAGAAAGUUGAAUAAAAGGAAGUUCCAUCACCAAACUAAUAUCAAACUAAUGGCGAACAGAAGGAGCAAAGAAGCCUACGAACAAAAUUGCAAUCAGUCCUUUUAAAAAGGAAAUGCUAGGCAGGCGCAGGGCGCGUGUCUUUUUUACAUCAGCUGACAUGAAACGAGAGGCUUUAAUUUGGUAUUUCGUGAGAAUUCACCCUAUAAACAGAAGCGAGUUCUAAUUUCGGUUCAUUCAAAAUAAUUGAAGAAGAUGAAUUGAAUAAACUUGAAAUCUCAACGAAGAGAUUGAAUAUUAAGGGUAGUGACACCUAUUAUUAAUUUACAAAAAAUCAAUACGAAAAAAUUCUCACCGGAACAUUAAAUUCCAGUCCAGUAAAUUUAACUGCAUUCCUAAAAGAUAUUACCUUACUGGGAGCACGUUACGUGUUUCUUCUUAUCUUAGAAUGUAACAAGAAAUGCCUCGACAUUCUCCGUGAAACUCGAAGAAAUCCACCACCCAAUACUAGAGUGGAAAUACACAUCGGUUAUUGUAAGGCAAGAUAUGUUUGCCGAAAAGGAACUGACAUAAGAACUUGCAGGAAUGGGCAGUGGAUUGGAAGCAAAGCACUCAAGUGUCCAGGUGAAGUUUCUCUGGUUGACUCGCUUUGGUUUGGAUAAAUUACAACCAUUUGAUCGAACAGAAUGAAUUAUUACAAAUCAAAAUCCGUAAGCCACGUCGCCAUUCGAUGUUCAUAGGUUGAAUAAUAAACUGGAUUUUGUUUUACCGAUACAAAAAUAUCCAUUCCUAAGCUAGAUCGAAAGCAUUCCACUAUAAUCCAUGAUUAUUACUAGUUUAUGAUUGAAAACGUAAGAAACUGUUCUCAUAUUUUAUUUCAUAAUAUUUUCUAACAUUCUUUUUAUCAGCAUAUUGCGGCAAACCCGCGAACAUUCCACACGCCGCAUUCUCUGGUUCCCGUUUCAGCUUCAACAGUAUAUUAAAGUACAGAUGUGAUCAAGACUAUGUACUCAAAGGACCAAAAAGAAGGAAAUGCAGAAAAAACGGACAGUGGUCUUAGGCUCCUACAUGUUCACCAAGUAAAUUGAAUUUGAUAAUCUUUACACACCUGUAAAGACAACAACAAUUGUCAGUUGAGUGUCCAAAGUAAUCAGGGAUUAUUUUGGUUUUGCGUUAUAUUUUUAGGUAUAAUGAUAAGUCAGUCUUUCAGUCAGUCAGUAUGUGAAUCACUCAGCCUUUCUUCUUACAUCUCUCUUGAGUUAGUCAUUCAGUCUGUGAGUCAGUCUGUUAGCAUUUGAGUUAGUCAGUCAUUCGGUGAGUUGGUCAGUCAGUUAUGCAUAUAUGAGUCAGUCUGUCUGUCAGUCAGCUUGUGAGUCAGUCAGUAGGUCAGUCGGUCAGUCAGUCUUAGGAGUCUUUUGUUUCUUGUUUCUUUCAGAAACUCAUUAUUCCGUUCGUUCAGCCACUAGAAUAGUGGAGUGUUAAUUGGCAUGUGGAUCGACUGGCCUAUUCCACAAAGUAUCACCUUAAAAUACAGAAAAGACACGAAAAGAACAGAACAAAUGAAAGCGCAUUGCAAUAAACCGGUCUUCUUUGAAGUGAUCAUUAAUUUUUUUUAUGUUUUUUGUUCACAGAUUAUACACCCUGUGGUGUAAGUCCUGUUGACCUGAGGGCGAGAGUAGUCGGUGGUAAGAGUUCGAAAAGAGGCUGGUGGCCCUGGCAGAUUGGACUGCGCAGGGUCAACUCAAAAGGUAGUUUGAAUGGAAAAUUUUCAUUGUCUGGCUCAUUCAUUGAAUGCUGUAUAUAUCAGGAAAGCAUGACUAACAUUUUUGUUCCGACAUUCGGCAAAUCCUUUUAAGUAGCAUAUGACUGUCUGUGGCCUUUCACAACAGCAGAAAAAAAUUUAUCUUUCAAAUCUCACUCUUAAUUCUACACGCUAUCAACGAACGAUUGUCAUUCAACUGAUUUUUUUGUUUGUUUAUUUUUUCACGUUAUUAUGCUCCUAAAAAGACAGAGUAGCUCCAUUUUUCCGUAUAUGUUCCUCUGUUGCCUCUGACGAGGGGCUAAGCACGAAACGUUACUUAAAAUGCACUGGACAAAGAUGAUUUUUUUCCGCCAUAAUUUUUGAGUAGUUUUUUUUUUUAUUAAGAAAUUAUUGCUAGAAAAUAAUACUUAGUGUUUUUCAAUUUGUUUCCAAUCUCUUUUUUAAGCGGAACUUGUGCUUAUCUGGGGUGGUGCUCUGAUUUCUCGUCGCUGGGUUCUGACGGCUGCACAUUGUGUUUACCACAGGGAUUUUCGAGGGGCUCGUGUUCUCGACAAUAUAUCCAAUAAAUAAGCACUGAGUCCAAUAAUCCUUUAUACGUUUGAAGCUUAAAGAAACAUUUCAUAUCUAUAGAUAUCAUUUUUUCAUUGUUGUAUUUGAAAGACAUUUAAAGGCAGAGAAAAUUUGCUGAAGAAAAAAAAAGUAUUCGAGUUUCUGAUAUCAUUCACAAGGAUUAACUCUUGAAAAACUCCCAAAACCAGUCUUUCCUUAGUAGGCGAAGCAAAUUAUUUUCUCUACGACUAUUACUCUUUAUCUCGCAGGUACCGCGUGACAGUGGGUGACCACCACUUGAGGAAGGAUGAAAAAUCUCAGAUUGACGUGGAAGUGAUGAAGAUAUUUGUUCAUGAAGAUUAUGAUCAUGGGAAAAUCACAAAUGACAUUGCUCUAGUCAAACUCGACAAGGAGGUGGAACUUGGCCCCUAUGUACGGACAUUGUGUAUUCCGGACAAGGAUCAAGGGGAUUUGGCAAUCGUUAAAAAGUACGGCAUAGCAACAGGAUGGGGUGUAACGCAAGCCUUGAAACUCUCACAAUACCCCAAAGAACACAAACGCUACUCAGACCGUCUUCAAUACUCAGCCUUCACAAUUCAAAGCGACCAGCUGUGCGUUAACAAAUCAGCGGGAUACUUUUUUAACUCCACAGUGACGUUUUGUGCCGGGGAUGGAAAGGGAGGAAAUGAUACUUGCAUAGGUGACGGUGGAGGAGCUUUUGUCCGUGAGGCAAAAAGAGGAGACGACUUCCGUUGGGUGGCUACUGGGCUGGUCAGCUGGAGUUUGGGCUGCGCACAAAAGGAUCAUUAUGGAUACUAUACCAGGGUGUUCUCAUUUAUUGAUUGGAUAAAGAAAACUAUGGAAGACAACUCAUAA
Molecule: messenger RNA, 48531 nt
Organism: Pocillopora meandrina
Lineage: Eukaryota; Metazoa; Cnidaria; Anthozoa; Scleractinia; Pocilloporidae
Source: the annotation of a GenBank genome assembly